Xyrichtys novacula (pearly razorfish) is the source of this 53749-nucleotide messenger RNA. Lineage: Eukaryota; Metazoa; Chordata; Actinopteri; Labriformes; Labridae. The record is from the annotation of a GenBank genome assembly.
ACACACAAACACACACACACUCAUACAAGAGAGAGAUACAGUGAUCAGAGUGUAGGAGCUGAAGAGACUGUACACCAAGACAGCAGACCGGAAGGCCAGCUAUGUGUUAGCCGGUACCUCAUUGGGGAAUGUAGGGAAAAGCCAGAGAUGCUGAAGAGGACAGAACACACCUUAAAUGGAUCAUAAAGAUGGAUGUUAUUUUAUCCAGCAAGCAAUCUGAAAACAACCCACGCAGCGGAUAAACCAAUUAUGGACGCGGUGGAUUAAAGACCUACGAACGGACUAAGAAAGAGGGAGAGGGAGAAGUAGAGGGGAGAUAUAUGAACUUAGAUGUUUAAUUUCUUCGUCUAUGCGCAUUAACUGUCAGAGUGUGUGUACCUGCGUUUGGGCGUAUAAGACAGGAGACUGCAUUGCUGCUAUCCAGCAAGACAGUACAGACAAACAGUAAAGGCAGCCGAACAGAUAACCCGAUGUAUUUUUCUUAUUUAUCCGUCUCUUCUUCUCACCGUGCCUGUCUUUGUUAACAGGCACAAUGUAUGCGGUGAAGGCUGAGAAUAAAAAUAGGAUGGCGAAGGCUGAAGUAAGCUGCAGAUUCACAAUUAGACUUUAAGGGGUCCUAACUGUCUCAGCAUCUGGAGCAGGCUUCAACCAAUCAGUUAAUCAAUGAAAUAGAUAACUAAAUAAAGGAAAUGAGAGGAGAGUUUUUUUAGUUUUAGUUUUUUUUUUAUUUCCUCGGACACAAGAUGUCAUCUGUCCAGGUUGGCAUAGGUCUUGAUUGGGGGAACAGACAGUGACUUAUGUGUCAAGGCUCAGAGGUUUGACAGGCUGCAACAGAGGGAAUUCUCAGCUGAGCUCUCCAGAAUGGUGGAGGCAUCAUCAGGUAGGAGGCCACUGAGCGCAGACAUCAUCAGGUAGGAGGCCACUGGGCGCAGAUGCUUGAGUGGAAAACAGGAAAGUAGUAGGUGGAAGAGUUGUGCAUGUGUGUCAUAGACUGUGUAGGCAGGCCACUGGCAGGCUGAUGUAGCUGAGGGUCAAGACUCCUGCUGAGAAAGGAUAAUGGGAACUCAGUGCCCAGGCUCCUCCUUUCUGUCUUGCAUCAGCCACACCAAAGCUAGAAAAGCUUGCUGAUGCCUCCAGAAUGCUGACCAAAUGAAUGAUGUGAACUGUAUCAACAUUUUCCUCAAGACCAGGAGACCCCAACAUCCCUGCAGGGUCCAAAUUUUUUCUUCGUCAUUUUUCUCCUUAUUCUCCAGACCACCCGAAAACAAGUGGGGGUGGUACUUUAUUUGAGUUGGAGUUCUCUCCCUCUCCUCCUGCCUCCUUAGUACUCCUGACCCAACCAACCUCACAAACCAUAUUCAUGGAUUGGUUCUAGUGUCAACCUGUCUCUUUCUGUCCUCCCUUGGUUUAUUUUUCUUAUUUUUUUCUUUUUGUCGAGGCUUCAGGAGAAUUGCCAAGACCUAUUUCAUGCAUGUCCACUGGCGGCAGGUUCAACUUUGACGAUGGGGGGUCAUACUGUGGAGGGUGGGAGGAGGGCAAGGCACACGGCCACGGGAUCUGCACAGGACCCAAGGGCCAGGGCGAGUACUGUGGAUCCUGGGCACACGGCUUCGAGCUGUUGGGUGUCUACACAUGGCCCAGUGGAAACACCUACCAGGGUACCUGGGCUCAUGGCAAGAGACAUGGUGUGGGUGUCGAGAAUAAAGGCCGCUGGGUGUACAAGGGCGAGUGGACACAUGGCUUUAAAGGACGCUACGGUGUACGUGAGAGUAUGGGGACAAGUGGGAAGUACGAAGGGACUUGGAACAACGGUUUGCAGGACGGAUAUGGAACAGAGACCUACUCAGAUGGAGGUAAGAGGGGGAGUCAAGACACAAACAAAUACAUGCUGUUGAGACUGGAGACUGGUUUUUGUGUAGCUUAAAAUGUGUGUACCAGAAAUGGAGGGGCUGUGAGUGAUGUCUUGCCAUGACUACUACCAAACAAUAUUUGACAUCAUAUGAUACUUUAAAGGGAACAGAUAGUUGGAGUUGUACAGAGGUCCUCCUGGGCCACCCUUUAAUACAUCAAUUAUGUUGUUCUUUUACACACGUACAGAGGCAAGGGAUGAUCAAGGACAGACUUUGAACAAUUAUUUUGACUCUACCUCUGAAUGUAAUUUUCCAGUUUUUUCCUGCUUUUCUUCAUACCUAACAUCCAUUGCCCCUCAUUCUGGCUACAUAAGGAGAACUUUUUUUGGAGUUUUAAUGCAAAGGAAUCAGAUAAGAAAAAGGUUAGUAGGGCAAAGGUAUUGAAGUCACAACACAAAGAGUGCUUGAGAAAAUAGAUGACAACAUAUUAUUGAAUGAAAACAGAAUGUUUUAACAAACACUAAAUCUGUACUGUAUCAUACCAUUUCCUUUGUUUCAACAGAACUGUUUACUUUUUUAAGUGUCAUUUGUUCUUAUAAUUAUUCUGAAUUAACCACAGAACAAAAGAUUCACACUGAAAAUUAAUAUUGGAGCAACAAUUUGUAGAUAUUUGUCAUAAGACAACAGUGUCAGUUGUGGUUUAAGUUACUCCUUGUCUAUAAGACAAGGUCUAUGUUCAGUGCCGUUGUAAGGCAAACAUGCCAGUCAUGAAAAUGCACGUAAAAUUUUUUUAUUCCUUGGAAAAAAAACACCACAUCCUUCACACUGGGUCAUUGUGUAAGUAUGCCAAUACUGUAAUCAUUUUAUGCAAAUACAUCCAGUAGCUUUGAUGGACAUUUUGUCAAGAGAGGUUAAAUUACCGACCCACACACAGCCACAGUGUAUUUAUCACAAUUAUACAAUAAAAACUGGUCAAUGCCAUGUUUCUGUAUGUAAAAACAUGUGCAUGACUCUCUUUGUCCCCUUUUGUUUGACAUCAAUUAAAUCUUAAGAAUUUAUUAGCUUUAAUAAUUAAAGACAUCUGUAUUAUUUAAGCUAAAAUGUUAGGCUCCUGCACCUAAACAUGGACUUUCUUUUUGUUUUGCAAACCCUUUUGUGUGGAGUGUCAGUCAAAACCAUCUAUCACACCGCCAGACCCGAGACCCUGAGUCUCUAAGGACACUUGGAGACACAAGAAGACACAUGGAUUCCUGUAAAAAAAAAAAACAGAUGCAAAAAAACCCACUGCCUAGUGUUUCCAACAGAGAUGACAGUAGCUCUCACAUAGUUAAAGCUUUGUUGCAUAACUCCAUGACUAGAAGGCUGCUUCUAAACCACACACAUAGAUGCGUGCACACACGUAACAUCCCGAGCUGCCCGUUAAUUCCCUGAGAUGAGACUGGUUUAAGGGGUUAAUUCAGGGCAAGGCAGAAGAGUUGGCUUGGAAAUUAACCAGGCAGAUUUAGACAGAAUAAAACGAGAGAUAGUCCUGUUCAAGGUAUCGGAUUGAUUAAAUGCACAAAUAAGUAAAUAAAUACACAGAUUAUUGACAGAUAGCUGAACUGAAUCAUGAAUGAUGAUAGUAAUUACAGUGUGGUAGAUACUUUAGCUAGUUAAGACUUUCUGUUCGAACUAUCAUCACAGAAAACAGAGAAAAAGAAAAAGGGAGUAACUGUAAAUCCAUUUUUGCUGUGCAAAGUGUUUAAACCCAUAUACUGUAAAAGCAGCAGGGAUUGACCCAGUUGUAUUUAUCUUGCUUCAACUGUACAGUGCCCCUGAAAGCAUGCGUUGUGUCUUUCUAUGAAUCUUUAGUGUAAAUUAAUUGUCUGUUGAACUAAAAUAUUCUUUAAAGAGUGAAAUCAGUCUUUAUUUCUAAGCAGCAGAAACAAAAGUGUGAGUGUGACUCCCUCUUAUUUCUCACUAAGAGACACAAAAGAACUGUGAAGCUGAAAAUGUGUGAUUGAUGCGUGCCCGAUCAAAAAAUACAUAAGUCCAGGGUCUUUAUUUCAAUAGUACUGUUUGAUCAGUACAAACAGAAAAGAUAUUGUUUUUUUUUACUGAGAAGAUAAACAUGUGGCCUAGAGCUCAGUCAAAGACCAGUGCGCUACAAUAUCCUCACAGCUUCCAGUAAAAUGAUCCUGCACACACUGGCAGCAUGCUGCACUCUUCAGCCAAUCAGCAGCCAGGAUUGACUACACCUUCAUUUGGUACUAGCAUGAUCACAUCAGCACAAAGGAUUACACAACAGAACUAUUUUCAUGAAUAAGUGGCUCUAACAUAGCCUGCCCCGAACGGACUAGGCUGACAGUGUAGUAAUAAUCAACUUAAAGCAAAUGUCUUUCUCCUAAUACAUGACCCCUUUUUAAGAGUUUCUUAGGAUACAUAAUACUUUUAUUGACUCAAGUAAACACUAUUCUCUUGCUCAGUAUCUUUCAAUCUUAACACGGCCUCUAAGGCAUGUCUUGGUUAUGGGUCAUUCAAGGGUGUUCGCCUUAGUCUGGACUCAAACACUGCAGACCGCUCCCUUUAAGUGUGUUUUUUAAAGUUUUUCCCCAUUACCCAGGAAUUUUGUGGUGUGGUGGAGUCUGCAAUGAGGACACUAUCUCCAAGGCUAAAGUUCUGUCCUGUUGUGUUCUAUUUUUGCCUGUGGAAGAGGCAGGUACUCUUGAGUCCAGCUCCGUCAGGACAGAUCCGCCCUAUACUGGAUUUACCUCCAACAGUGUCGCACAUAUAGGCCCUCCUUUGAGAAAACACCUUGUAGAAUUUUUGGCUGUAUCUUCAUCUCGAGUAGAUGGUGCAGGGUCAAGGCUUCUAUGUUGUUUGGGUCAUUUGAGGUUGUUGUGAUGGGUCUGCCAUUCACACUGCUUUCUGCUUCACAUAGUAGGGUCUGCAGUCUUUCGUCAUCUUGUACUUGUUGUUUAAAGGGAUAUUCCGGCGUAAAUUUAAGUUAGGGUCAAACAAACCAGACCACCGUGUUAGACACCCCCUCGAGGGAUGAAUGUUGGCGACUGCUUGCUUCUUUAGUAAUACCAACUUUCGUAAUGACCGCACAAUAGCAAUACACAGCAGUCUAUGUCUCCACAUGCAAAUCUCAAACAAAACGCCACUCUAUAGCCACAAAUAAUGCUCAGAACAGCAGCUAACUUCAUCAACAGUACAUACAGGGUCCCAGCCAUAGUACUAGCCCCCAAACAUCUUUUUAACUUUGCCUGGUUUCUUUAGCAACUCACCCACUCUCCGCUUGUUUGUGGGGGAGCCCUGACGAGUCGAUCACCGAGUGCAGCAGAGUUUCACAACUCAAGGAAGAACAUUUAUGAUUAUUACUUCAUGGAAAUGCAAUCAGUCCGAGACGCUAAGGCGGAGAACUACUGGGUCUGCAGUGCAAAAUUAUUCUUCUGAUGAUUAUUGCUUCAUGGAAAUUAUCCACUGCACUCGGUAAUCGACUCGUCAGGGCUUCUCCACAAGCGGUGAUGGUCACUGCAUUGUUUAUGCUGAUCCUUCCCGAUCAGCAGACGUUGAUCUUUGCUAGAAAGCAGCUAGAGGAUGAAUGCACGCCCUCAGCCUCUUUUUAAUAACGUUAGAUUGAUCGAAAUUUUGCGUGAUCAAUGUAAUUCUUAAUGAUCAAUUAAUUGAUUAUUGAUUAAUCGUGCUAGUUCCUAGUUCUGAGAGAAUGUAAUUCUGAUCUGUUUAUCCUCUUUCUUCAUGGAUACAAUGGAGUAUGAGUUUGGUAUUCCGGUGGCCCUCACGUAAAAUAGCACAAGGACCACUGGGGUCUUCUUUAGUAUUUAUUGUUUCAAGCUCUGUUUAUACUUUACCGUCUUUUGCCGUAGUUAAGUUUUGGCUUUACAUUUGUUGCUUUUAUAUGAACAGAUUACUUCCUGAUACUGCUUUCUCUAAUGUAUGAAAUGUAGAAGAUUUUCUUUUAGGUGCUUGAGCCAAGCUGUAGCUAUCUUGAGCUUCUACCAGUUUGAGUAGUGGUUUACAAAUUGAGUUGUUGUAUCCUGUUUCUUGUUUGCUUGUAUACGAGAUCCUUUCACUGAACUUUUGACCUAUGAGUCAUCCUCUGUUCAACAGACGGGCUGGUCAGGUUGUUGGUGACAUUUUCUUUCUUUUCUUUAGAGAAACUCUGGUCCUUGUAUCCAGCUUUUGCUCAACAGCUUUUUCUGCUUUCAUUCCUCUUGUAGUUUGGUCUGCAGGGUUGACCACAGUUUUCACAUCCUUCUACUGAGAAGAUUUUGUGGCUACUUGAACGAAUGAGACUCCGUUAGCUACAAAUGUUUUACAUCAAGCAAAAAUUUUUUGAUAUGUUUAAGCACUGUGAUGCUCUGUCCAAAACACUGCUUCAUCCAGCUUCAUCUGCAGCUCACAUUGAACCAUUUUGUCCAUCUUCACAGCUAUUACGGCUGCUGUCAGUUCCAUCGUGGGAAGUGUGAUCUGCUUGAGCAGAACUGCUCUUGACUUUCCCAUUAGGAAAGCAGUGGAUCUGCUCCUUUUUCUUUGGCCAUCAGUAGAUGGGAUGCUGAGCCAUAAUAACCAUCAUUGCUGGCGUCAGAGAGGUGGUCUAGUUGUGCCAACUUAGUGAUGCCAAAUAUUUAGUUAUAUAGUAUAAUUGUAUUUAUCAUAUAAACAAUAUUUUGUUGCUGUUUGUUACAGUGUAGGUUUAUAGACCUAUAGUUUCUAGCAGUAUAGACUUUUAUCGCUAUGCAGAUUACACUCAGCUCUACGUCUGAAUAGCUUGGAACUACUGGUAUGUGUUGCAUUAUGGUUUAAUGUUGUGUCUGACUGAAAUCAGGGAUUGCAAGUUAUGGUUUUUAUCCCCUACUCCCCCAGCUUUGGCUACAUAAAUCAUCUGUCCUCCAGCCUGGAUGCCCCGUCUAAUAAUAUAUAUAAAGAGGCCUGUAACCUAGUAAUCUUUUGACUCUAAAAUCUCCUCUGACAUCCAGUUCACCAAAGAUAUGCAGUCCUGUUUUGCUUAGCUGAGACAGUUAACUAAACUUAUAAUAAUAAUAACAUAAUAACCAUCAUUGCUGGCGUCAGAGAGGUGGUCUAGUCGUGCCAACUUAGUGAUGCCAAAGCUUGGGGGCUUGAUGCACCUGUUGACACUGAAAGCUGACACUUUUUGAGGUCAGUUAAUCACUUUCCAUCUUUAUGUCUGCUCUUGAGACACUUCUUCAUUCCAUUCUCUUUCUUCUUUGCAAAGGUCUCUUAGCAGGGGCUUAGCAGGUAAGCUGAAAGGGGCCAAGAACCCUAGUGGGUCAUAGGCUGAACUCUGCUCAGCCUCUUGUCUGCCUAUUGUGCCUAAUGUGGAGUUGCUGCUAUAUGGGCUGCACUCUGCAACAUAGCUCUGUGUUUGGCAUCUGCAGGUUGCACUGAAUAAUGCGCAGCUGCAGGUGAAGACUGCUUCACUUGACUUGCUUCAUCUUCUUCUUUGAUUUGAGCCGUGUCCUUGCAGCCAGUUGUAUCCUCAUCUUCUGACAUACGGAUAUAUUCAUUUUUACCAUCUUGAUUGCCUUUAUCUAUAUUACCAUCUACAUAGACUUAUAUUUUGGCCUUUGUAGCAGAAAUAUUGGCCUCUAGUUCUAACUGUGUGUUCCCUUCAUCUAAGUGUCUUAAUUUGUCUUUCUUAACCCUAACUUUAAAUGCAGUCUGUAUUAACAGCUCUGCUUUUAACUUUAAAUGAGCAAAACUUGGCCUUGAUGCUUGGGAUGAGUGACUGCUGACAGAACUAUUUUUUUUUUCUUUUUUGAUGAUCGACUGAUGACUUCUGAUAUACAACCAUUUCACUUUAUAUUUGACUUUAUAUUAAAGCAUUUGAAUGCAUUUCAGUUUGUCUAUGAACAGAAAAUGUGGUUGAAAUAAACAUGUCUGUGGAGGACUCUUUGAGGAUGUGGUUGUGAAAGUUGCCAUUUUUGUCAAUUUUCUGAGUGUGUCUACAUCUUUGUACAAGAUUCCACUGAAGCAGAAAAGAGAAAGAUGAAUAUUAGUUGAUAUGAAACAGGACUGGUCCCUUGUUACCUUAUAAACUGGUAUUUUGUAAUAUUUAUUUUCUGCAAUAAUAAUGUAGGUCAUGUAUGUUCAGCCAGAACCUGUUGGUGAUUUAUAUAGUUUUUUUUUUUUUUUUUUUUUUUUUAUGAUAUUGGAAGAUGGAAAUGGAUUGGUGUCUACAAGGGCUAGAUUGAUUAUCAACCUUGGCCAGUAACUGGGGCUGUGCAACUUUGGCCAGAUGUGUAACAGCUUGAAGAGCUGUAGGACAAAAAAAAAAAAGAAGCAAUUAUUGGAGUUUUUCUUACAUCUACUACUUCGGCAUACUGUCACCUCCAUUUCAACUGAACUCCAUUUAAACUUUAAAAUGUAGGCACAAGUCCUUUCUAUUGGUGUAUUAAUCCAAAUUUGGAAAGGUAUUGUUGUUUUAAAACACCCAGGUCCUGAUCUACGAAGAUCCCAAUGUAUGGCACCAUUUAUACACAAGGCACUUCAAAGUGUUUUAUAGAUGCAAGAAAAUAAAUUAGAAAUCAAAAAAGAGAUUUAUAAAAUUUAAAAUCAAUAAGACAAAAAGAUAAAUUUUUUUCAGCUGUUCUAUGUUUGAACUAAUUAUUCAUCAAUACUGCCAUUUACCAGAAAAUCAAAAUAAAUAAGGAGCUCUGCAACAUUCAGUCUCCAAGACUCGACACGACCCCGAGACCUGCCAUGUUUUGUAUCAUUUACUGCAUCCCGAUUGCAUUAGACCUGAAUAUAGUUGCCCAUCCUGCAUGACAUACCAUUCAACACUUUGGACAGCACACCAGAAAAACUGUUCUGGGAGAUGCACUUGCUGUGAUGGUGCGCUGGAAUGAUCCAAAUGCAGGAAAAUGCAGUGUUAAUUGUGCAUCUGUUGUGUGCUGUUUUGGUCAUUUGACAAAUGCAAUCCUCGAUGCACCUGGUUAGUAGAUCAGCUUUAUCAAGGCAAACCUUUUGUAGAUCAGGCCCUUACUGUUCAGUGAAUAUAAUUACUUUUGGAGACAUUUUGAGAUAGUAAUAGUAGUGUAAUAAUGUGGAAUCUUCGCACCAUAGUUGGUGACAUCAUUGAGCAAUGCUGGGAUUUAGUUUUAUAGUAUAAUUGUAAUUAUCAUAUAAACAAUAUUUAAUUGCUGUUUGUUACAGUGUAUGUAUAUAUAUCCAUAAUAAACUGAAAGAGAAAAAAGGAAAUCAAAUAUGUCCACAUUUUUUCAGAAUCUUAAGAUUUACUCUGUGAUGGAGGGGUAAUGUCUACUUGCUUACCCUGAGGCAAAUCUUUCGCAGGAGCAGUAAAGACUUUUAUCGCUAUGCAGAUUACACUCAGCUCUACGUCUGAAUAGCCUGGAACUACUGGUAUGUGUUGCAUUAUGGUUUAAUGUUGUGUCUGACUGAAAUCAGGGAUUGCAGGCCUGAAAAUUUUCCCAUGCCGAGUGGGUCCACAUCUAAAGUUAUGGUUUUUAUCCCCUAAUCCCCCAGCUUUGGCUACAUAAAUCAUUUGUCCUCCAGCCUGGAUGCCCCGUCUAAUAAUAUAUAUAAAGAGGCCUGUAAACUAGUAAUCUUUUGACUCUAAAAUCUCCUCUGACAUCCAGUGCACCAAAGAUAUGCAGUCCUGUUCUGCUUAGCUGAGACAGUUAACUAAACUAGGUCUGUCCUUUUCUCAACUGACUUAAAAAUAGUUAUUCGUGCAUUUUUUCCCUCUGGACUUGACUAUUGCAAUGCACUUCAUUCUGGCACUAGCAAGUACAAUAUUUAAAGAUGGGAUUGAUUCAAAACACUGCUGCUGGCUUCUAACCCACAGCAUGAUAGUAGUCACGUUACAGUGGUCCUUGCUGCUCCUCAUUUUCUACCUGAGAGUCUUGAGAUUUUACCACUGUAUUCACCCAUACAGCUUGUUUAUGCUCCAGUCCAGUCCAUCUGUGAACUGCAAUGAGCUGCCCUAUGAGCCCCACCUCUGUUAGGGGUCCUCUAGCAGGCCCUUACCUGUGGUUCCUCAAUCCUGACCAGCAAGUGGUAAAUGCCUUAUAUUUAUAUACCGCUUUCACCAGUCCUCUGACCUCCUCCUCUGCUUUUACAGUACAUGUCACAUUCACCCUUUAACACUACAUUCACAUACUGAAGUAAUCAAACCCCUGACCUUCCCCUGACUGACUGCACCACUGAGCCACAGCUGCCCCUGGCUGACUGGUCACAAGAUGUGGCUGAGCAUUUGCAAUUUGGAUUUCAUGGCUGUGGAACUCCUUUCCUGAUGGUAUCAGGCCGGCAAAUCCAGUGUCUUCUUUGAGAUUCCCCAGAAUCCAAUGAAGUUGGGACAUUGUGUAAAACAUGCAUAAAACAGAGUACAAUGAUUUGCAAAUUUUUCCUGACCCUUAUUUAAUUGAAUACAUUACAAAGACAAGCUAUUUAUUCUUCAGAAUGAUGAACUUCAUUUUUUUUCUUUUUUUGUAAAUAUUCACUCUAUUUUGAUUUCCUUCCUGCAGCACGUCCCAAAAAAAUUUGGACAGGGUCAACAAAAGUCUGGGAAAAUUGAGGAAUGCUCAAAAACACCUGUUGAUAACAUUUCACAGGUGAACAGGGUUGCUGGAAACAGGUGAGAGUCAUGAUUGGUUGUAGAAGGAGCAUCCUCGAGAGGCCCAGUCCCUCACAAGCAAUAAUGGGGUGAGGUUCACCACUACGUAAGCAAAUAGUCCAACAGUUUAGGAAAGUUUCUCAGUGAUCUACAGUCAAUAAUAUCAUCAAUAGAUUCAGAGAAUAAAAAAAAAAAAAUCUGCACAUAAGCGGCAUUACCAAAAAACAACAACACUGAAUGCCCAUGACCUUUAACCACUGCAGUAAAAAUCCACAUUCUGUAAAGGAUUCUGUAAAGAGAAAAAGAACCAUCCAGACUGUUCUCAGGUCAAAGUUCAAAGCCAGCAUCUGUGAUGGUCUGGAGGUGUGUUCGUGUUCAUGGCUAACUGUCAUAUCUGUGAAGCCUCCAUCAAUGCUGAAAACAUUGACAACACUGAGAUACAUUCAGCAUAUGUUACAACAGUGUGGCUUUGUGGUAAGCGUUAGGGUACUAGACUGGCCUGCCUGCAGUCCAGACUUGUCUCCCAUUAAAAAUGUGUGGCACAAUAUGAAGUGCAAAGUACAUCUGUGGAGACCAGGGGUGUCAUAGAAGCCAAAAUUUGGGAAGGGGGGUCACAGUGAGCGUAGAGGUCCUUUACUGAAAAAUGUCAGUCUUCUUAAAUACGUAUGAAAAAACAAAGGGUUCGCCUGAAAACCUGCCUUCACCAUAGCUGAAGUUUGUCUCUUCUAUAUUGCAUCAAUUAUUUGUGUUCCAUUUCCACAGUCAAAACAAACUUACUGAAUCUCAGAUUAUUCAAAUUAAAACUACUACGGUUGUGAACUAUUAUGAUAUUCAUUUUGUUGUGGUCAUUCUAAUGCUUUUUUAUUUUUACCUCCUCAGUGUCUUUAACUUCCUGAUAAACAUCACCAUUACACCUCCACUCACAACUCUGAACUGGUCAGUUACACAGGGAAGGAAUCGUUAAAAAAUCUACCUGCAAUAAAAACAGUACUGCAAAAAAGUACAUUUUGAGGAACAUGCGUAUUUAAAUGUUUACGACACUCUGUGGCUGCGCUACACCCAGAGAUGUAAUGCUACUCUUACUUAAUCUGAAUACUGAAUGUUGCUUUGUGGAUUCAGAUUAAUAAGCAUCAAUAGACUGUAUAUAGAAUGGACGCUGUCUGCCUCCUCUUUGGGUAAAGUCACCGCAAGAACAGCACCCUCUGGUGACAGGCUGCAGUAUAGGUCAUAAUUCCUGCCUCCUCCAGCAAUCUUUAUGGAGCUGUGGACGAACUUUAGAAAUUAAUUACACAGAAUAUAACUUGUGCUCAAGUCCUCUUUUUUCUGUACAGCUCCAUUUUUAAAAGUUAUUAGGGGGUUCAUGUUUUCUAUGAUUGACACUUGAUACAGCCUAUGGGCGCACGGAGAUUGAGUAGCUCACACUCGUUUGAGCCGAGUGUCAUCACAGCGACUCUCUGCCGAAUGAGUACAAUGCUACUGCGCAAGUGGAGGUUCCAGGAAGAAAAUCCCAGAAAUACAGAAAGCAAUUCGGCUUCAAAUUCGUAUAAUGACGGAAGGUGGAGCUAAGUUGUCCAUAGUAUAUACAGUCUAGUUUUUUUUUUUUUGACUUAAAUUUGAAACAACUGAAUUUUUCUCACUUAUGCAUACCUGACUUCCUUCUGUAAAGGAGUACAUUUUCUUUGCAUUCGCUUUUCAAACGGGCAUGGUACACCUGUCAGAGAGCCUGAACAGUUGAGCAACUUCAUCUCGCAUUAAUAAGAAUUUCACCUCCAAAUCUGCAUGGUUGGGGUCCUCCGUUAUUGCUUAUUGACUGUUGUUAAAAGGGAGAUGUAACAUGGUGGUGAAGAUGCCAAUCAACCAGUCCACCUGUGGAAUAAUCCAUACAGGUGUUUUUUGAGUAUUCAUUAAUUUUCCCAGUCCAUUAUUGUUUGCUUAAAUAGCAGUGUGGUGGUUAAACUUGUUGCUUCACAGCACAUUAGUUCCUGGUUAUUAUUCCCAGCCUUGCUGUAAUCCUUUUAUCCAUAGCUAGUGUGAUUUUAGUGGAAUAAAUAAAGGAUAGAUGGAUUUUUAUUGCUACCAUUAUAAUUCCAUAAGUGGGAAACCUGUAUGACAUAAUACAGGUCACUCGUUGCAGCCUCUAGGGUCUCAAAUGUCCUUACUCAAGAGCUGAGAGCUGAUGCCCUCAUAGAUGAUCAUUCUUAUGCUGUAGAUAUCCAGCAACCUUCCCCACAUUCAAAACUCAAUGCUAAUCCUGCUCUCUCCUCCAACUAUAACUGAUGCUACGUCUCUCAGAAACACUUCUCUCUUAUCUUAAUGCUGUUUGGGUUUUUUUUCCCUCUCUUACAUUUGUAGGCAUUUCUCUCUUAUCUCAUCUUUCUUUCUCCAUUGCUCAGCUGCAUUUCCACAGGUCUGUACAGUCAGGUUUCCAUAGCAACACUCAUAGACGUGCUGCAGGUUGGGUGUCGCGAGAGACUCAGUGCUCCCAACUGCUAUUUGCUGCUCAUUUGGUUCUUCAGAGCUCUGAUUGGCUCCCGUUCUUCCUGGCUAAUGGUGUUUACUCAGAUGAAGAGCUAAGCUGACUGAUUACCAGCCACACACUGAGCAUGAGAGAGAGAGAGAGGACUAGAGAAAUGAAAAGACAGCUCUAGUAAUCACUGAAGUGAGAAAUGAAAUGAGUCACAAAAGGAGGCGCAAAUAUAACAUCAUUGAAUCUAUGAUGGUAACAACAAGACCUUUUGACUCUUAGAAAGUUAGUCCAGAAUCUCUUUGGAUAUGACCUUGUCACCCUACAUGAAGGCUUCACCACAAGUACAAUGACAGGGACUUUAUUAAAAAGGGGCUGUAGGCAAACAGUCCUCCGUCCCCUUCCCCCAGCUUGUGGCAAAUAUACUACAACACUACAACUGUCCAACAGUUGCAUAUCUUGCUAGCUUGCUUAGGGCUGCUACUACAACUAAGCAUUUUAUCAGCUCUAUUUGGAAGCAGACAUAGCAUUUGAAUUGAUUGCAUCUAAUUGAAUAUGUGUAAGCAAGCACAUUAAUAUACUGUAUAUGCCCACCUGUAAAAUAACAGUUAGCAAAAGAAAGAAAAAUCUGCUUUUUGUGUGUCACAAAGUGAAAGUUUGAUGAUAGCUACUGGUAAAAAAACAACCUGAGACAACACAUUUACUUUGUGUGUGUGUGUGUGUGUGUGUGUGUGUCUGUGUCUGUGUGUGUGAGAGAGAGAGAGAGAGAGAGAGAGAGAGAGAGAGAGAGAGAGAGAGAGAGAGAGAGAGAGAGAGAGAGAGAGAGAGAGAGCCAUACUGCAGGAUGGUGACACCCUUUCCCACCAGUUUUGAAAGUUUGCUUUUCAAGUUCCUUACUUUAGUACCUUGUAAAUGGCACAACAAGAAUAGACUUGGAGAUGGCAGAAAACCUUAACCUCAGUCCUCAGAGUUUUUAAAAGUAGCUCUUAAAGGUUUAAUUUUUGGGCCACUGCAAUUUAUAUUUCCAUGAUUUCACUGACUAAUCCCACUGGUAAAGCACAAUGAUGAGUCUCCUCAUCCCUGCUUGUAGAUACUCCUUUAGUGUAAAUCAUAAUUUUAUCAAUAUACAGUGGUGUUUUUUCCUAAGCAUCUUUCUAUGUGUCUUUGUUAUAGUUCAAAUUCAUCUUUUGUAUCAGAAAAGCAAAGCGAAAGCAGGACAUUUUUAAUGUAGUUGUCUUUGUGUUUUCAAAUCAUACAGCUCUAAAGUCAGAAGGUGUUGUUGAAAGAUGACAAAGAAGAGCAAACAUGUUCAUAUGUUCAUGUUAACUGCAUGAUAUCAUGAGUCUCUUUCAAGAAAGUUCCCAGAAGAUGAAUAAUCCUUAAGUGGAAAUCCAACAGGCUCAGACAGGAAAAGAGCCCGAGCAAAAUCUCUUAAACGGAUAACAGUCCCAUACAGUGGUUUACAUGGGCAGAGGCCUAGCUCUGAAUGGUGCUUCCUUUACUUUAUUGGUAGGAGAUUUUAGCAGUCUAACUUCUCUCCUUGCAAGCCUAUCCAACAUUACAGUGAUGUGUUCAUCCUGUUGUUUAUCCUGCCUGUCUGCAAUCUUAUCAACCAAUUUUAGGUUGCUAUCUGUCUUCCUCUUUUCCCAUUGUCAUUGCUGCCUUCCUUUCUAGCUUUUGUGCCUUGGCUACCUGAUCCUGAUGUAUUCGUUUCUUUCCUUGGGUCUAUCUUCCUUGGUGUUUCUCAUCCAUUUGAAUUAAUCACUUCAAUGCAGGUGGUAAAUAAAUCCAAUUCAAUCUAAAUCCAGUGAACUUAUAGGACCCAUUGCACUGGAUUCACCAGUGUCCUCAUCAGUAGGGUAUAUUGAAACUAACCACUUAAGUAUGACUAAUAGAAUACAGCUGCAAUUUAUGAUUCUAAUGACUUUUAAAAUGGUUGAUAAACAUGCUUAGAAGCAUCUUUGAUAUUUUUCAAAUAGCAGGUUUUGUCAGUCGUUAAAAAAACUGGUCUGUUAACUAUCUCUAAAUAUCAUUUGGUGGGCUAUAAUAAAUUGCAACCAAGGUUUAGAGUUCUUUGUCAAUGCCUACAUCCUUUUUGAAGCAUUUGUGACUGAGUUACUAUUUAAUAUCUGCAGCGAAUGUACACAGUAGUUAUUAAUCACACACACACACACACACACAAAUAUAUAUAUAUAUAUAUAUAUAUAUAUAUAUAUACAUGUAUUUGUAUGUAUAUAUAUAUAUGCUUAACAAAGCAUUUCUUAUUUUGAUUGAAAAAAGGAAAUACAGCGACACACAUGGAGUCUUUUGCAUAUUGCUUUGCUGCCACUUUAGCAGAACAGGCAUGAUAGAAAUGGAUUAUGAUUUUCAUUCAUAUUUUUUAUCCAUUGUGUAAUCACCUGACAACAAAACUUAAUCUCCUUUUAAUUUAGGAUAAACUAUCAUCUUGUGUUGACAUCUACAGGAGUGGGUCUCUCAUGUUUCUACAGGUCUACUGAACUUGAAAGGGCCAUAUGCAUUUUAUCAUUUUUUGGAAGGCUGCUGAAUAUACAGUGAUUAGAAGAUUUAAAAAAAGAAGAGAGUGUUUGUUUCUUUGUGCAACCAAGCAGCCUCUUGUCGUUGAAGGCCACUGUCCCAUGUAAAGUAAUCUAGAGGCUAGUGGUAUUGUGAAACACUCCCAUUUGCCCUGUUUCUGCUUCUGCAGCUGUGACUCCUUGGGCUCUAUUUUCAUGCCUGCCGGUGGCGUGGUGGAUGGUGGUGCACCCCGUGCAGUGAUAUUUUUGUCUGGCGGAGCCCGGCACACAGCCAGUUUGGUAUUUUUGUAGACUUAGGUCCGCCAAGCUGGGUGUGGUGGCGCGGUAGGGAGAGGUUUUGACAGAAUCAGCUGGCGCAGUGACAUUUUCGUGCCUGCUGGCGGCGUGGAAAGUGCGCUGAAAGCUCGCAGAUUCAAACCUGGUCAGCUUUCAGCGCAUGCGGAGUGCAGCUGGUCUAGUGGUAUUUUGGUAGACCGGCGGCGUAGUGCGCAUAUGUCACCGAUGCCUCACCGGCAGGUUUCCACAGUGUCAGGCACAUUUCAGUGCAAUAUAUAAUAAACAACAGCCAAUAUUCUGAUUCAGCAAAUACAUUUAGAUCUACAGUAUAUAGAUAUAUUCUGAUCUAUAUCUGAUCUGAUGAGCGCGUUUGGCACGAGUUCUGACACUCAACCUGACCAGAUUAACACAGCUGAAACCGCAUUAAAUUAAAUUAAAUAUCUAGUAAAUAAACACACACAAUGAAGUUAACAAGAUAUUUAAUUCGUCUCCCCCCAUUUCUAUCUUCCUCUUCCUUUUAUUUCUUGCGCAGCUCGACCUGGACAUGUCUCCGUGUCCUCUCCUCUCGCUGUUGUGGCGGCUGAACAGAUGAUUUGUUUCAGUGAUCGGAUGAGUUAUUUACUUUAAGCCUACAUACGAAUAUUAUAAAAUUUAGUUGCGUGAGCCAAAUUUAUUUUAUACGCCAACAUCUAUGAAAGAAAGAGCCAGGCCACGGAGCGCGAUGCGUCAUUACACACAGGUGGUUCUGAUUUUAAUGCCGUUAUUGGAAUUUAUGUUGUGAUCUGUGCGCACAACCCACCUUUGUCACGUGAGGUUUGAAUAUAUGCAACUUUAUGUGAGUGUCUUUAUUUGUGGAAAAGGAUGUUUGUCUCACCAGUGGGUCCAACAUUACACACACCAAAUCCAUCUGUGCUCAUAAGAGAGAGUGUGAAGGACGCCCUCUGCAGCGCUUACAGCGACACUUGUUGAGGGGCUGCCUUCUGUCGCCAUAGUGUGGCAUUACUGUCUUCAGACAUCUCUUGAUCUCUCCGACUACUGCACGAAAAUUGUAAUACACCUCACUGGUGGCGGAUUUAAAGGUGAGGAGACGAGCUGAUGUGAUUGGCAGAAACAGGUCUCGGCUGUGUUAAACCUACUCCACGCCUUGUGGAGUGGUAUUACGACUUACGCCGCUGGGAGGAGCUAAAUUAGGGAGGGGGGAUACUUACGCUGGGCUGCGCUGCUCACCAAAAUACCAAAAUGUGCUUGGGCACUCCUUUUCAGCGCGGCGGACCUGACUUGCUUCUGCGCCACUCUGCCGGGAAGGCACGAAAAUAGAGCCCCUUGUGUUAACUCAUGAAGUUGCUUUGUGCACAGAAGUCUGAGGUGGGGACAUGGACUUGUUUGAGAGACCUUUGCAUUUCUCAUAUUAAAUAUUACAUGCUUUGCCUUAGCAAACACCCUUUUUAUAUAUAAGGUUUUUAUUUUAAACUAUGGUUUUAAAAAUUGCUUAUUGAUUUGGAUAAAAACCGAUAAACCCAAAACAGCCUCCACCUUAAAAUGUUUUUCAGCACCAUGGAGAGCGACAGAUUUCUAUUCACAGACUCGCCUGUUAUUCUGAAUGUGCUAUUUUACUCAGGUACAAGGAAUUGGGGUUGGCAUGUAAAAAAAAAAGCAUACCCACAAACUACCUUAUAUUGUGUAUUAAUGAAACAGCCCUCUAAUAUUUGCUGCUGUUUGGAAGAUAUAAAGGUUACUCUUGAACAACAAGUGAAGGUUAAAAACAUCUUAUGAAUAUCCAUUAAAAAAGGUGAAAUACUGAGCUGCAAGCCCGAAGCAUUAGAAAAGAUAUAGUUACAUAUCUUUUUAUAAAUUAUAUAAUAUAUUUUUGAAAACAACUAUUAUUUGAAGAGGCUGGUGGAGAAGCACAGGUGCAGCGGUACAUAUUACUCCAUUUACUGAUUUGACCAAAAGACCAUUGUAGGGGCCGUGUGCUGCUGUUGAACAUCAUACCACUAAACCCUUUUGUACCGACGCUUUGUUAGAAUUUCAGUCUUUAUACAUGUAUACUGACACAGUUUGCUGUAAAAUACAAAGUAAGUACAAAGUAUGUUGAAAGUAUUUGAUUCAAGUUGUAAUUAGAUUACUGGGGGCAGAUGGAUGCAAAAAAAUAUUUAUUUUGGUAGGUGACAUCAAAGGGUUGAAAUCACACUGCAAAAAAUAACACCUGUAACAAUUGUUUUUAAUAGUUUGUUGAAAGAACUGAAUCAAGAUAUUUGUUUUAUAUUGUUGAUGGUUUUUAAAUGAAAAAACUUACGGUAAAUUUUAAAAUUUUAAUAACUGGGAAGACAUUAUCAUGAGAAACCAGAAGAACUGAGUGUAACUCUCGUUCUGUGAAUAAUUCAUAUAUUUUAAAAAGCAACUUCAGAUGAAUGAUCUCUUUUAAUUGCAGAGACAGGACUGAGAAACAUAUAGUGAAGUGGAGAGUUAAACUAAAAUAUAAUAAGUAUUGGUAAGGUGUAUUGAAGUUCAGCAUAUAAUCUCCUCUGAAGUGUUGCUUACAGUGGAUGAUAAUAAAGACAAACAUUUUUAGCUGUGAUUGUUAUUAUUAAUUUGGUAUUUAUAGUUUCUUUAUAAAGAAUAAGAACAGAUAUAGACUGACAUGAGUGAGUUGGGUCCUUUCUCCUGUCUUCCCAGUGAUCAUCUGUGCACUGGGGACAACCCACUGGAGAGCCUCUCUAUCUGCUGUGGUGCAGCUGUGGUACCACACAGAGAUACACUUUGUGGAGCAAGACAAAGAAAAAAAAACUUUUUUUACAACUCUUUCUGUCAAAACAUCUAAAAAAUUGCAUUCACAUCAUAUCAUUUUAGUUGAUGUAUGAGUGUGUGUGUGCUGAUGUUGAUUCUUUGAUCUGUCUGUCAUGUGGUACCAACAUGAUUACAGAAGCCAUGCCAGAUGUGCUGGCCAGCUGUCUGUGACACAGACUCUGUAAGUGUGUGUGUGUGUGUGUGUAAAACAGGAAGCAUGUCACCAUAAACAGGGCAGUAACAGUGACACUGCCUUUUCUCACACAAAUGUCAUGGUUCAUAAGAUUGUCUUUAUUCAGGGCUCCUAACCUCAGCCAGUUCCCUUGCAGAGAGAGGUGUUUUUAUAUGUGUUAAGCAACUGAGCUGGAGAACUUAGCUGCAGCCCUUAUAUGGUCAUGCAGUUUGGUCAAAGAAGUGCGUUUGCUACAGAAUGAAUCAGAGUGCUGUUACAUCAGAGGUAUGGGCAGGCAGGAUGGAUCUCUUGCACUCCUAUUGGAGCAUGCUUCCAUUUGUGUGUGCCUGAAUGUGUGAGUGAGAGAGAAAGGGGGAGAGAGGUGUGACGGAAAAAACACACACACACACACAAACUCAGAUGCCCUACUUUUGGGCAACAUGGGAUGUAAGGACUGCUCACACCAAUAUGUGUGGGGUACAGCUGAGACUGUGUGUGAAUGCGAGGUACUAGAUAGAAAUUAGGAAUUCAUUCCUAUGGGCAGUUGUACUGCACAUAUCUGACUGUUUUAAUGUUUCACAAAAGGAGUGAAUCUGAAAAAGUACUUUUCAGGAGAGAACCUGUGUCUUUGGUCAGUAAGAAUCAAGCCUUCACAGAUAAAGAGCUUAGGACACAUUACAAGUUAUUAUUUUCGAUUAAGCAUGUAUGAGGACUUCAUUUGAUGUUUAUGAAAAAGAAUGAAGCUCAUGUUGUUGCAUUUUCAUGAUAUUCAAAGCAAACAAGACCAUGGAGGCACACUGUAAAAUAAAUUUUUUGACAGUAAGACUACAUGGCAGACCCUCCUAAAAGAAAAUAUACCAAGGAAAAAGACCAACCUGUCAUUUCAGCAAAUGUACAUCUUGUCCCCUGUUUUGUUUGUAGUUUAUGACUGCUUUUAUGAGCUUUUUUUGUGAGACGAACUUAAGGAGCUAUCCAAAUGAUAAUUAUUCUAGAAGUAAUAUUGUUGAGAUGACACAGCUGUACAGUUUGUUGUGCUGACUGACAGAAGUGAAAUCUCUUUUUUCAAAGUGAACAUACAAUAAAAUACAAGUAACACAGUAUCCCCAAACUUAAAAUGAUGUUAUCAAGGCUAAAGCAGAGGAAAAAAAUGGACUCAGUGGGUCCUAAAGCAGUCACAUACUUCACGCAGAAGAUCAUGCCCUCUUCUGAGAAAUAACUAAAUCAAUAUAUAUUUUUUUAUAUUGACAAGGUUAAUUAGAUGACUACAUAAUAUUAUUUCGUCAACUCUACAGAAAACAAAGACACCAUUUCCCUUUUGUACCAUUGAGUAACUAAGCUCUAAUAAAUAUUACAUGAGAUGUGUUGUUGCAUUAAACUCUUUGUUUGUACAGUGCUGUGUAAAUAUGUCAUUGGAGUGACUCAUCAGUCUAAAGGCACACAUUGCUUUGUAAAGGUCAGUCAAGUUAAUAUCUCCUUUUGCCAUUACCAGAUUUACUAGUGGCUACCUAAGGGAUCUGUCCAGCCAAUGCUCUUUGUUUCAGCCAUACUGUGUAUCAACCACCAAUAAAAAUAUUUUGUAAAUUUUGCUUGGGAAUUAAUUUUCUUCUCGGUCUCUCUAGGAACAUUCCAGGGCCAGUGGGUCGGGGGGAUGCGGCAUGGCUAUGGAGUUCGACAGAGUGUCCCAUAUGGCAUGGCGGCUGUCAUCCGCUCUCCACUCCGUACCUCUAUUAACUCCCUCCGCUCUGGUUCAGAGCACAGCAAUGGUACAGCAUUACUGGACCGGACUGGGACAGUAGUUCCCGGUCCUCUUUCUGUUCCUGGAACUCUGACAACAAGUGUCUCCAUGUGCAGUACAGGCAGCAGUGGCAGCAGCCCCGCUGUGUCUCGUGGAGGUUUUGUGCUGACAGCACACAGCGAGGCUGAGCUUCUAAAAGGGAAGAGAAAAAGUGGGCUGUUCCGGAGAUCUAUUCUGUCUGGGCUCAAGCUGAGGAAGUCCGAGUCCAGGAGCUCUCUGGCCUCCCAAAGGUCUAAACAGAGCUCCUUCAGGAGUGAGGCCGGGAUGAGCACUGUUUCCUCUGCUGCAUCAGACAUCAACUCUACUAUCAGGUAAUAACAGGAGGAAAACAGGUGUGUGUGUGUGUGUGUGUGUGUGUGUGUGUGUGUGUGUGUGUGUGUGUGUGUGUGUGUGUGUGUGUGUGUGUGUGUGUGUGUGUGUGUGUGUGUGUGUGUGUGUGUGUGCGUGUGUAGGGGGGUCAGUAGUUGUCCUUGUUUUUUACAAACUGUGAGUCAUAUGGGGAGUCACAAGGAUACCAACAAAAUCUAAGCCAUAUACAAUGUCAAUCACCUUUUUAAACUGUGCUUGUAAAUAUCAGAAUUUGAUGGACGAACAAGUUGAAAACCGUUUAAUUGCACUGGUGUAUUUGUUUUUGCUGAUGGUGUUGUAUAGUCUCCUUCAUAAUGCGAUGAAGUUUUUUAAAGAAGGUGAAAAGACAAUUUGAGAGGACUAGGAAUUAUUCGGAAUUGUACUGAUAAAGAUCACUGUCCUGACCUGAAGGACAUCCAGGCAAAAACAAGAACUUGUCCUGCUUAACUGUGUUAAGAUUGGAUUAACAAGCAGUCUUAAGAUCCUUGUAGGGUAAAAGGUCAGUACUGGUCAGCUGGCCCAGUCCCUGAUGAAGAGUUUCGGAUUUGUGCAUCCUGUUUCCUUUCAUUAGCCUGUCAUCUAAGUCUGCCUGCACCCUAUGUCGUUGUCUAUUUCUUUUAACGUUUUGUGGUUGGUUGUUUGCAUCUUAGUCUUAGUACAAACUUACUGUUGUGUAGUAUAAAGACCUAAGGCUUGUGAAAACCUGGUAGAAAGCCUGCGGUUAUUGUUACAACAAAAACAACAUUUUAGACUGUAAUAUGCAGAACCAAUCUAAUUCAAAUCGAUGGUGGUUUGAAGUGUUUGAUUUAAGGGAGCAUUUACUACUUAUCCAAUGUCAGGAGCUCCUUUCUUUUCACUGCAAUGUAUCUGACAGAAAUCAGAAGGGAAAAUCAAAACUUUGGGACAUCCAGCUCAGCUCUGUUUUUCUUUUUUUACAAUAAUGUAAACGAUGGUUCUUGGUGCUUACAAUUCACCUAUUUUUUAAAAGAAAAGGAAACUUAGUUUUGUUUCCAUCUUUACUAAUUAACAUAAGCUGAGAUGUAAAACUGGCUUUCAGGUUUAUGUGGCAGUGAUUAUUGACAUCUAAAGCACCUCAAUAAAUAUCACAGAAUCUCAGUACUGUUAUGUUGGUGUUGCUUGGGUGUGCAACAGCAGCUAAACACAUAUCUAAACCCAUAACUCCAAACCAUGAUACCAACGAAGUUAGGUUGUGUAAAACAACAAUAACGGAAUACAAUGAUUUGCAGACUGUUUUUAAACUAUAUUAUUUAUUUAUUGAGCUUUAUUCAAUUCUUGAGGAUUGCAGAGGUUUCCCUCGUUUACAAUGACGUCAAGAUACAACAGAUACACAUUUUGAACAAAUCAACAAGCACAAGCGAGACAGUGGGUUACAAUCAAUAAAAACAAUCACAUAUUGUGGUGAAAUUAUUUAGCAUCAUGAUCUUGAAUUUGCCACAAGAAACUAAUGUAUACAUCCUCAGAUUUUGUUGUAGGUUGUUCCACAUUAUAGGAGCACAGUAACUGAACGCAGAUUUACCCAAUUCAGAGUAAACUCUUGGGACCUGCAGCAUCAAGCAGUCAAUGGAUCGAGUACUGUAAUAUCCGGUGAUCCAGUUUAAUAUAGAUUCUGUACAUGAAGGUGUAGAUAAAAACAUACAAGUACACUCUUUGUGCCAGAGAAGGCCUACCGACUUUGACAUACAGGGUACAGUGAUGAGUGUUGAAAGGAUCACCAGUUAUGAACCUCAGAGCAGAGUGAUAAACAGAAUCUAGAGGUUUGAGUGUGGAAGCAGCAGCGUGUCUAUAGAGGAUGUCACCAUAAUCAAAUACUGACAAAAAAAUGGCUUCAAUUGAAUCUUUUUCUGCAGUCAGGAGGGAAGUUUGAUUUGUGUCUAUAAAAAAAAACAAGUUUCUGCUUAAGCUUACUGACAAGAUUCUCAAUAUGGUGCUUAAAUGAGAAUGAUUCAUCCGGCCAAAUGCCAAGAUAUUUAUAGAUUGAAACUCUUUCAAUAUCGUUACCACUGACUGUGGAUAGCUAAAAGCUGUUAUAAUCUACAUCUCUAGCUCUGGAGUAGAUCAUGAAUUUUGUUUAGCUUGUGUUAAAAACUAUCUUAAGAGUAAUGAAAGCAUUUGAAGACAAUUAAGAGCAAAUUGCAGCGUCUCCCCAGCUAAGUGAGGAGGAUCAGCAGAGCAGUGCAAAAUAAUAUCAUCCGCAUAAAGGUGAAAAUGGCAGUCUGUCAAAGAGGAAACAACAUUUUUGAUAUAAAUAGUAAAUAAAAUAGGACCCAUAACUGAUCCUUGUGGGACAAAGAUAAAAACCCCAAUUGAAUGUUUCCAGCCUUUACACACCGUCGUCUAUUAAAAAGAUCGCUGUAAAACCAAUUACAAGAAAUAAAAUCAAGCCCAAUAUUAAAAAGUAUUUGGAUAAGAAGAGUGUGAUCAACGGUAUCAAAUGCUUUUGAUAAUCAAUAAAAACAGCAACACAAUGCCUCUUCUUAUCCAUUUCAGAAACAAUAUUAUUAGUUAUUAAAGUAGCAGCAGAGGUGGUGCUCUGAAUCCAGAUUGAUGAGGGCUUAGGAUACAGUGAAUACACAUUUAAUUGAAUACACUACAAAGAGAAGAUAUUUAAUGUUCAAACUGAUAAACCUAGUUGUUAUUGUAUUUUAUAAUAUUCACUUAUUUUGAAUUUGAUUGAACUGUUGAAGAUGUUUCAAAAAAGUUUGGACAGGGUCAACAAAAGUCUGGGAAAAUUGAAGAAUGCUUCAAAAACAUUUGUUUGGAUCCUUCCACAGGUGAACAGGUUCACUGGAAACAGGUGAGGUCAUGAUUGGGUAUUAAAGGAGCAUCCCUAAAGGGUUAAUUGUUCACAAACAAGGAUAGGGCAGAUUUGUGAAACACUGCAUGAGCAAAUAGUCUAACAGUUUAAGAAAAAAUAACAUCUCAGAAAGGUUGAAUAUUUGAGAUGUAUAGACGAGGAUGGGUUCACCACCGUAUAAAUUACCUCUAGCUAACAGAUAGUGCCACAACUUGAAGUCACAUUUUCUCAUUGUAAAAUUAUGAAGAAGGUUUUUAUCACCUACAGCAUAUAACAUUUAAAUAUAAAGAGAAUCUAGAGACAUCUCAUGGGACAAGGCUGAAAGAUCUGCAGCUUAUGGCUGUGAUCUUCUGGCACUUCAGGACUGCUUCGUUCAGUCAGACACAAUUUUUUGUUGGGCAAUGCUACAUGGGCACAGGAACACCUUCAAAAACCCUCAAAUGCAGGACAAAACCAUAUCAUGCAAACAGGGAACCAUGAAAUGCUGGCUUCACUGGGAUUGACCUGAUUGUCUGAGGUGAAGUGGAAAACUGUGGUCUAUUGGGUCAGAAAAGUUCAAAAAUCAUGGAUGUCUCAUCCUCUGGGCUAAAGAGGAAAUGAACCAUCUGGCUUGUUAACAAUACUCUGUUCAAAAUCCAGCAUUUGUGAUGGCGUGGAGGUGUAGGACAGAGAAGUAAAGGAGUCUGGGUGCAUUAUGAAAUGUAAAGUAUGACAUAGGAGAUUCCUAACUGUUAAUACAUCAAAAAGACACUUUACUGUGAAAGUGACUGUCCUGGCUUACAGUCAAUUGAUGCAACAGAGUGGUAGAAAUGACCCUGUCUAGACUCUUUUGUAGCACAUUGUAGGCAUCAAAUCAGGCAGAUACGCUUGAAAUUAAUGUGUUUUUUGUGUUAUUUUCACAGUUGCAGUGUUUUUGGGUCAUAACAGAAGAGCCCACAUAGUUCACAGCAAACCCUAUUCUUGUUCAUGUCAAAGUGAAAUUUUGGAUAGUGGAACAAAAAUACCCGCUGAACCAAUUUUACUUUAACCUUUGCAGCCUUGGAGAUGCGGAAACAGAUUUGGCCGUUGCGGAUGAUGAGGUGGAUGCCACAGCAACAGAGACCUACAGUGGAGAGUGGAAGAAUGACAAACGGACUGGAUUUGGUAUAAGUCAGCGGUCUGAUGGUCUACAGUACGAAGGGGAGUGGCUAAGCAACAAACGCCAUGGCUACGGCUGCACCGCAUUUCCUGAUGGCACAAAAGAAGAGGGGAAGUACAAACAAAACAUCCUAGUGAGUGGCAAAAGGAAGAACCUCAUCCCCCUCCGGGCCAGUAAGAUAAGAGAGAAAGUUGACAGAGCUGUGGAGGGUGCCAAGAAGUCAGCUGAUACUGCCCGGCAAAAAGCAGAGAUUGCUCUUUCCAGGUAGGAGCUUUGAGGUUGUUUUUGAAUAAGCCUUUAUAUCUAUGCUUCUUUUUUAAUCAAGUGCUCUGCUCUUUUGGUCUGAGGUACAGGCAACAUUGUCUCCAUUUGUUUGGGUAUGCAUGCUUGGUAAAGUCUUUGCUAAAGUAAUAACCUUGAAGAUUUUUCAGCUAAAUACAUCAUUUUCAGCCUGUAGUGUGUCCUUUUUGUGCCAUUUCAGGUACCCAGCUGUGGUUGAUGAACUAAACUUCUUUUUUUAGCUCCCUUUGUAUGAAACAGCAUUUUGCUGUUUUGAUCUUAUGAUGUGAACACAGUAAGUUGGGUUUUAUUACGUGAAAGAAAACUGAACAACUUUUCAAGCCACCUCAAAUCUUUAUCGAUAUAGCGGCUAUUCACUUAAAACUUUAUCACAAACUAUCCCCCUGGGUGCCAUUAAAUGGAAAGAAAAAGAAAACUUCAGUAUUUUAACCUUAGUGCCGUUAAAACCCUGAAAAUGGGUUUUCUCAUAGCGUCUUAUAGUGUUUGAAAGGAUAGGUGGGUAAGAUCAAGAUGACAUUGACCUAAUUUGCAUCACAUUACAGAAAUAUCUAGUUUUCGUUUGUUGGUUGUCAGCCCUGCUCACUGGUUUGACAAAGAUGAACAUUCAUUUGAAAUGGUGAUAUCGCUGUUUUUAGCAAAAUGGAUCAUAUUUGAAACAAAGUGGAAUUGUUUGGAUUUAUCAGCAGCACUGUCCAAAUAAUCAAGUCCUGACGGUGCAGAUCAACACUCAGACAGUGAAAAAUGAAAAGAAAAAGAAAAAAAACUACACUGCUUCCCUUACUUUUACAUAUAAGGGAAAAGCUACAGGGGCAGAGACCAUCCAUUUGGUUUAUACCAACCAUAGAAUAUAAGCCAUUAAAUUUCUAUUUGCUGUUUUACAUUUUACACAAAGUUAUUAUUCUCACAGUAUUAGGAAAUAGAGUUUUUUUGAGGAUGCUAUACGAAUUUGGUGAGGACAUUAUGGUACUCUAAAAUAACACCUUAAUUUGGCAACAGUGUUUUGCCUGUUUUCUCAUCUCUCAAGGUCAUACUCAUGGUGGUUUUCCCUUCACCUCACGUGAUAGAAAUGGUCUAAUUUCUUUUAGUGAACUUCCUCUCAUGAAAAGAUCUUAAAGCUGUGUUACAACGGUACAUGGCAAGGUUUGUUAAAGAGGAUGGGUUAAACGCACGGCACACACUGAGAUUCAAGGCGCAGCUUUAGCCAGAAUAAUGGUUAUUCACAGUGGAGACAUGGGACUCCAUGUCUUGUACAGAUUAAUUCAACUUUCACACAGUCAUCAUUACUCUGAAUGCAUCAACACCAUAUGAUAUUUUUUUUACUAAUAGAUAUUUUAUGUUCUUAUGUUCCAGUUUAAGGGGUUACUGUGGCUCAGUUAUUGGAGUUGGUUUUCUUGAUCCUAGGUUUUAUUGCCCAAAUGUCAAAGUGUCCUAGGGCAAGGCACUAAACCUCACCCGACCCACUGGUUUGCACCCAGUGGUGUGUGUGAAUUGUGUCGGACAAAAAAUGCAUAGGCUCUACAUAUAGCAGCCUUUGCCAGCAAUGUGUAUGAUAAUUUAUUAAUGCAGAAGGGGGGAUAUUUCCUUUUCCAUUUGGGCAUGCUAUACAGACAUUUCUGAAAAAAAAAGGUGGGUGUUGUACAUUCCGAUAAAUUUUCAUUUUCCUGCCUUAAUAAUCAACAAUGACCUAUGUAGCAGUCAGUAGAGUCCUAAACUGAAUACAACCGAUGCAGCUGGUGUUUUUUAAAUGGUCCGAAUCAAACAUAUCAGUAAGUUCACUAACAAAAUCAAUCAUUAUGUCACUUUUAUUCCAUCAAAUUUCUCACAACUUUCGAAUUGGAUGGGUCAGUUAUUUUGAAAUGGGGUAAUAUGAGGUAUUUUUUUCUUUUUUCUUUAUUCUCUUGCACCCAGGGGAGGCCUGUCAAAAUUGGCCCCCUGGUUGUAAAAGUAGAGCUGAGAGCUGGAACAGAAGCUAGGACAUCAUCUGUUGCAGACAGGUCUGCUCUACUGUGUACACUACCUAAUAUGAAGAAACUCCAACCUCCAGAACGAGUGCUGCUGAAAGUGUACAUGCUGUUUGGAAAUAUUUCAGUGUUUAGCUUCACAAUAAGGGAAGCCCAUUUGUUUUUUACCUACUCUCAGAUGUGACAUAUCAGUGAUCAGCUGUUUGAGUCUGCAGUCUUGUUCAGCAAGAGCUCUCAUUAACAUACCUGAACUAUUGAAAUAAAUCCGCUGCUUUGCUUUCAAAGAUUUUAUGGUAGAUGCAAGUGAGAGCAGUGAAGUGUAUUAUGUACAUGCCCCAUUGAGACGUACGUAGACAGAUGAACUCAAACUGUACCAAAAUGCUCCUAGAAAAGAAGCUGAGAUAUAAUAUAAAAUGUGUAAUGAAUUUAUUUUAAAGCUACAAACCCCAAUUCCAAUGAAAUUGGAACUUUGUCUAAAAUGUGAAUAAAAACAGAAUACAAUGAUUUGCAAAUCUUUUUUGAACUCUACUCAAUUGAAUUUACUACACAGACAAGAUAUUUAAUGUUAAAACUGAUAAUAACUGCAAAUAUUCACUCAUAUUGAGUUUGAUUGGGUGGCGGACCCCGUGCAGUGGUAUUUUCGUCUGGCGGAGCCCGGCGUACAGCCAGUUUGGUAUUUUUGUGGACCGAGGCGUACCGAGGUCCGCCAAGCUGGGCGUAGUGGCGAGGCAGGGGGAGGUGUCGACAGAAUCAGCUGCCGCAGUGACAUUUUCGUGCUCACCGGUGGCGUAUAAAGUGCGCUGAAAGCUCGGCGAUUCAAACCUGGUCAGCUUUCAGCGCAGGCGGAGUGCAGCUGGUCUAGUGGUAUUUUGGUAGACCGACGGCGUAUCGGCAUACGUCACUGAUGCCUCACCGGCAGGUUUCCACAGUUUCAGGCACAUUUCAGUGCAAUAAAUAAUCAACAACAACUAAUAAUCUGACUCAGCACAUACAUUUAGAUCUAUAUAGAUAUAUUCUGAUCUAUAUCUGAUCUGAUGAGCGCGUUUGGCACGCGUUUGGACACUCAAUCUGACUGAAUCAACUCUAUUUUAUAUGCCAACAUCUAUGAAAGAAAGAGCCAGGCCACGGAGCGCGCUGCGUCGUUACGCACAGGUGGUUCCAAUUUUAAUGCCAUUAUUGGAAUUUAUGAUGUGAUCUGUGUGCACGACCCACCUUUGUCACGUGAGGUUUGAAUAUGUUCAACUUUAUGUGAGUGUCUUUAAUUGUGGAAAGGGUGUUUGUCUUACUAGUGGCUCCAACAUUACACACAUCAAAUCCAUCUGUGCUCAUACGAGAGUGUGAAGGACGCCCUCUGCAGUGUUUACAGUGACACUUGUUGAGGAGCUGCCUUCUGUCGCCAUUGUGUGGCAUUACUGUCUUCAGACAUCUCUUGAUUUCUUUGACUACUUCAUGAAAAUAGUAAUACGCCUCGCCGGUGGCGGAUUUAAAGGCAAGGAGAGGAGCUGAUGUUAUUGGUCUCGGCUGUGUUAAACCCACUCCACGCCCUCUCUGGGAACGCCUUGUCGGCGCGGCGGACCUGACUUACACUGCGCCACAUCGCCAGCGAAGCACAAAAAUAAAGCCCUUAGUGUCAGUUCAUCUCAGAUGAGCUCGGGCCCAGAGCAGCCAGCAGUGUUUCUGGGUGUUGUUGAUAACUGGGUUUGAUUUGCAUGAUAAAGUUUGAACCUGCGCUUGAAGAUGUAAAGAUGAGUUGUGUUAACUGACAAUGGUUUUCCUAAGUCUUCCUGAGCCCCAAUAAGUUCCUCUUUUUUUCUUGUCAGAAAAUCACGGCAACUGAAAGCAUAAAAGUUUUGAGUCACCUCCCCUCCAGCCAGCUGUUACAACAAUCUCAAGAUCUCCACAUGAUACGAGGUUGAUGUGCUGGGACUGAAGUUGACGUGUGUUGAUGUCACUGUUGUGACAACCUAUAAUUAGCUAGUACCUGAUAGACUCCCACUGAGUCAGGUCACUUAACAUGUGCAUCAGUGUGUGUGCAAGUAGAUCAGCUUAGGUAGCUUUAUAGCUUUCCAGGAAUGAUUCAGCCACGCCAUGCUCAGAUGGUUUGUGAUGACGGAGGCGUUAGAAGAGCUGAGCAUGAGUCCUGUGUUCCACUUCCUUUUUUCUCUCCUCGUCUGAGGUCUUUUAGUUUGUUUUGUGUUCAUUCUCCCAUUUUCCGUUAGUUUUAGCUCUCCACUCUAGUAUUUCCUUUCCUCCUUUCAUCUUUCUUCCUUCAACUCAAACUUCACUUUUACUCCUAUUGUAUGUGUAAGUGUAUUUUAACUCAGUGAUCCUCUGUAACAUCUUACACAUGGUCCUUUUUGAGGAGGUAAACGUUGUGUGGGUUGUGGCUUGUGUCCUUAUAUCCUCACCUGGAGGGUAAUCCAUCAAAGUAGCUUAAGAAGCCAUGCUAUCUUGACAAGUCCAGGCUGAAACUAACGCCAUCUCAAUGCAGCCUCAUCUAUUCAAGGCAGACUCAGGGCAGACUUGCAAAGUUAAGAGCAAGAGACAUCUCAUCCUGGAUCUCCUCACUGACUGUCUUCCUCUGUCUGACUGAAACAUGGCAACAACCCAAUGGGCUCUAUUUUUGUGCCUUGCUGGCGAUGCGGCGCAUGCACGACAUAAGUCAGGUCCGCUGCACCCACAAGGCGUUCCCAAGCACAAUUUGGUUUUUUGGUGAGCGGCGCAGCCCGGCGUAAGUAUCCCCCCUCCCUAAUUUAGCGUAAGGGAGGAGAGAGGGCGUGUAGUGGGUUUAACACAGCCGAGACCUGUUUUCACCAAUGACAUAAGCUCCUCUCCUCGCCUUUAAAUCCGCCACCGGCGAGGCGUAUUACUAUUUUCAUGAAGUAGUCAAAGAAAUCAAGAGAUGUCUGAAGACAGCAAUGCCACACAAUGGCGACAGAAGGCAGCCCCUCAACAAGUGUUGCUGUAAACGCUGCAGAGGGCGUCCUUCACACUCUCAUAUGAGCACAGACGGAUUUGGUGUGUGUAAUGUUGGAGCCACUGGUAAGACAAACACCCUUUCCACAAAUAAAGACACUCACAUAAAGUUGCACAUAUUUAAACCUCACGUGACAAAGGUGGAUUAUACGCAGAGAUCACAUCAUAAAUUCCAAAAAUGGCAUUAAAAUCGGAACCACCUGUGCGUAACGACGCAUCGCGCUCCGUGGCCUGCGUGAGAAAUAAGAGGAAGAGGAAGAAAGAAAAGAAGGGAGACAAAUUACAUAUCUUGUUAACUUCAUCAUGUGUGUCUAUUUACUAGAUAUUUAAUUUAUUUAAUGUGGUUUCAGCUGUGUUAAUUCGGUCAGGUUGUGUGUCCAAAUGCGUGCCAAACGCGCUCAUCAGAUCAGAUAUAUAGCAGAAUAUAUCUAUAUAGAUCUAAAUGUAUGUGCUGACUCAGAUUAAUAGUUGUUGUUGAUUAUUUAUUGCACUGAAAUGUGCCUGACACUGUGGAAACCUGCCGGUGAGGCAUCAGUGACGUAUGCCGAUACGCCGCCGGUCUACCAAAAUACCACUAGACCAGCUGCACUCCGCCUGCGCUUAAAGCUGACCAGGUUUGAAGCGGCGAGCUUUCAGCGCACUUUAUACGCCACCGGUGAGUACAAAAAUGUUACUGCGGCAGCUGAUUCUGUCGACACCUCCCUCUGCCACGCCCAGCUUGGCGGACCUCGGUGCGCCUCAGUCCACGGAAAUACCAAACUGGCUGUACGCCGGGCUCCGCCAGACGAAAAUACCACUGCACGGGGUCCGCCACCCUCCGCCUCCUCACCGGCGGACACAAAAAUAGAGCCCAAUGACUUUUCCCACCUUAAUCACUCCACUUCACCAGGGUAUGUUUACAUCUGUCAACCCUGUGGCUCAGGUUGUGGGGAAGGUGAUUUACCACAAGAAUUGGAAAGUCUUGCUGGUAUCUUUGCCUUCCGUCAGUUCUUUUUAAUGUGUUGCUUUCAAACUCUCUGGGCCCACUCCCACUAUUAUUGCUACAGAUCCCCAAAGCCAAACGAUGAAUUUCUAAAUGACUUUGCUGCACUCCUCACCCGUCUCUCCACUCUCUUGCCAAAUGUUAUACUGUUAGGGGACUUUAACAUACAUAUGGACAAUAAGAAUUUCCUCCUCACCAGUCACUUCUCAUCAUGCCUUGACAGUUUUGGAUUCUGCUCAUUCCCUUCAACUGUUCAGCUAAUGAACUCCCCAUAACUGACCAUUUUCUCCUCUCAUUUAAUGUUUCGGUCUGUCUAUCCAAUACAAAGCCAUCAUGCCUCAUCUCAUUUCCGAAUAUCAAGGACAUUAACUUGAUAUUUGUCAACUGAUUCUGAAAGUAGACAACCCCAGCAUUGCAAUGAUGCUCCACAGGUCAAUAUCUACUCUGGAAUUUUGGAAUAAAAUUGACCUCAAAACAGAUAUGAUUUGCAGAAUUUGUUGUAAUACAGGCUAUUGUUAAGAUGAACAAUUCCAUCCAGUGGUCAAAGUGGCUUUUUAUUUAUUUAAGGUGGAAUCGAAACUUAAGCAGAACUGUUGGCGAAACGUGGUGCCAAGUUCAGCAUUUUGUUUUAAACUCCGGCUUUGAAAACACAAGACUGAAGUUUUUCAAAAUUUUCACUUUGGCCGGAGUUUUCCAAAAGCAGUUUUUAAUGACGUAAUCCUGUGGUUUCAUGUGGAUGGCAGGCCAAAACGUAUAGAAAUAUAUUUAUUUUUAGCAAAUACCCGGCUACAUGUGGACAAGGCCUGAGACUACUGCAGAUAGUUUACAAUGGAUCAUUAUCUCAUGACAACACACAGCAAAGGAGAGGCAAUCAUGUUUAAGUACCAAUGCCAUUAAAGAUCCCACCAACUAAACUGAACGUUUGUUAUGUCAGUUAUGCAUAAUGGAGCUGGAGACAAAUAUGUUGUCCACCUUGUUCUCUUCAUAGGUGUGGGUCUCUCCAUUGUUUUAACUAAUGUAUGCCUUCAUCUGUCCAUGAGAGGAGACACUGCACAUAAGCUAGAUCUCGACCCACAGACAUCUGACCCUGAACCAUACGUGAAUCGGUUCAGUUUUUUGGUUAACACUGCACAUGGCUUUUUUUUAACAAUAACUUCAGUAUUAUUCUGUCUAAUUAUCAGUAAGUUAGACGGUCCGCCUCACAUUCAGGGCCUAUAGAGAGAAAACUCUGUGUGCAAGCACUAAAUACAAUAUAAAAUAAACUUCAUGAAGUAUUCUCGAUGUGUAUGCAAAUCAAACAAAUUGUAAUUAACCAUAGUCUAUAAGGAUAUGACUGUAAGAACUCUCUAAUCAAAACAAACGUAGUAAUAACUUCUUGAAAGUAAUAUUAUUAGUCUGAUCUGUUUAACAUAUAAUAUAUGUACUUUAUUUAAUGUUCUUUUCUGUCGCCACAGGUUGAUCUACUCACUAAUGACAUAAAUUGAGUACAAUUUUGACAAAUGUUGUGAUGAUUCGAUAAGUCAGAACCCAGAAUUCAAAACCAGACCGCUGAAGCUUUGAACAGAUUUUAUUUUGAGGAUCAGCGCAAGGGAAGGAGGUUUCCAAGGUCCAAGGACUGUGAAAGGCUGUGAGGGUGAUUUCCAGGAGAGAGUGCUGGGUUAGUGGGCUGGUGUGAGGCGAAGAGUGAGGCACUGGAAAAGAAUUGGAGAAAACAAGGGUCAAUAAAAAACAGGGGCACCAAAAAUCUUCAAAUUUACUCUCGAGUAACUCAAUAGCUCUGAAGAGGGCUGUAGUACCACUGCAUGUAGUGACAAUACUUUGGUGCUGAGGCCUGUGUCUGCAGCAGUCUUAAAGCUUGAUUGCAGAGCAGCUGCAGGUGAGAGUAAUCAGCCUCAGCGCUGUGGGGGAAGGGAGCAGCCUCUGGGAAACAGCAUAACAGCCCACACAGGAAAUGGAACCCAACAAAAUAAAAUGUGCACAGAGUGUGAUCACCACAAAUGUGUAUUUGUCAUUGUAGAGUACAAAAUAUAAGUUAAAAAAAAUAAAAAAUGUCAUAGGUCAAUAAUGGAGAAUGAGUAAAAUUGUGUCAUUGACCUGGAAUGAUUGAUUAUUUUACCAGCCAGUCGUAGACAAGGGUGUUAUGAUUAUGGUAACUUGCAAAAGGUCUUUUUUAUGUCAUCAUCCUCACUUUAUGAAAAGUAGUCACUUGUUCCAUUUGAUUUGUGCUCUAUGAAUUAUAUUCGACUUAUUGAUGAACUCAUAUAAAUGUUUAGCUUCAUAUUAACUAAUAAAUUCUCCUUACGACUGUGAUUAAGAAGUCUGUUUCCGCCUGUUGAACAUUUUUGCCACACAGCUAAACUGAGCUCAGCAGUAAGUCCACCUGUUGGUAUUAGUAAAGCAUUAGAUGGAAAAACAGCAAUUCAGAUGUUGACGUCAAGCAGAGAGAAAAACACCAGACGGCUGAACAUGUAAAUGGUUGAAAAUAUAUAUUUUCAAAUGUUGUAGAUUUGAGUUGUAGCUGAUAUAAGAUGUGCUUUGAUUAAAGCAAAGAGAAGUAGAAGAAGACUAACAGUACUGACAGAAAAAUACUUCACUGAAUAUUUUAACUGUCAGACCUGUACAUCCAUCACCUUGAAAAUAUAUAUUUUCAACCCCCGCUCCAUUUAGGCUGAAAAGUAAUCGGUGGAAGUUAAUGUAAAAGCUGGUGUAUACUGCUGUGUCUGAUCUAGGCGGCAGUAGCUGACUCAGUCUUCUUCACCCUCACUAUGCUGACAAACCCAGUGCAUCAAAAACACUAGAAGACACCCAGCUACCAAGAGUGCAUCACUAAAUUCCUUGUAUUUAAAUGUCUUCAUUUGGAUCACCAGAACAAUGUGUAUUUACUUAAUAGUAUACCACCAUUCAGUUUUCAGGUAUGAUUUUGUCCUAAUGAAGGAGAAAAAUUUUAAAAUGUGUUGUUGUCAGCCUGCGAGGAAUCCCAGAAUGCCUUGUGUGAUAAAUACACAGUAAAUGGAGGCAAAUUUUUUGAAGUCUUUUAAAUAAAAACAAAGAUCCAGUAUACACAGUUUAUUCACUUUAUAGUAUACAACCAUUUGAUUUAUAGGCUUCCUUUAUUCAUAAUGAGUUAGCAAUUUAGGGGUACAGGUAACCAUGACAACUGAAUCCAAAUGUUGUAGAUUUGAGUUGUAGCUGAUAUAAGAUGUGCUUUGAUUAAAGCAAAGAGAAGUAGAAGAAGACUAACAGUACUGACAGAAAAAAUACUUCACUGAAUAUUUUAACCGUCAGACCUGUACAUCCAUCACCUUGAAAAGCAAAUUAAGCUCCAACACAUCUUACUAGACAGAUGUGCCAUAUCCAAAAUAAAUAAAUAAAUAAAAACAGAACUGAAAUCGUGUACAAUACAAUCUGAUCAAAUUAACAGACAAAUCAGUGAUAAUUUGGUAAUGAAGGCUGCUCAAAGUAAGGCAAAAUACAGAAGAGCAUAAAAUAACUGCUAAACAUGUUUGUUUCUGACCAAAUUUAGUGCUUAGGUUGGAGUUUCUAAAAAUUAGCCCAACCGUGUGGUAGGACUAACUUUGUCUUCAAGAGGUAAUGGGCUAUCUUCUGUUCCAGUUACUUGGCUGUUUUCUAAAUGAUUGAGCCAACUAUACUGCAUUCUGUAUAUCCUGUGUGUAAUACAGCUACCACCAGCAAGUACCUCAUAUAAGUCCAUUUAAGACAAAAAAAUAAAUAAAAACUACAAGAAUUAAUUGGGCACUGGUUCACCUGUCCAAUAAUAUUCAGCAUGUAUUAAGAAUUAAGACUGAAUUCAGUUGUAACAUGUACGUUGUGUAAAUCUGAGGUUUGGUAACCCCUAUCCUUCUUACCUCCUUGUGUUUGACAGGACAGCACACGCACAGGGUAAAGCAGAGGCAGCAAUAGGUGCUGCCCAGAAAGCGCAAGAGGAGAGCCGCAUUGCAAGGGUCACAGCCAAACAGUUUUCUCCUUCCUUCAAGCACCCAGGAAACGGUAAGCACACAUUUAAAACCAUUCAAGGGCAUGCAUGUAAAGCACAUGUUCAUAAUCCAGCCAAGGACAGAUAACAACAGCAUAUUUGCUUCCACUUGCAUGGGCAAGUGAAUGCACGCUCCUGUGAGUAUUUGUGUAGGUUGAUGAUGAAGGUCAGUGUACACCACCUCCUAGCUUUUCAUUUCAGGCUCUGUCAUUUAAACCUGCACACACACACACACACACACACACACACACACACACACACACAAACUUGGUUACCCCCCCCCCCCCCCCGUCUUUUUAGACAGUAGAUUUAAACUUUUGAAACAACAGAAAUUUGAUUUUUUUCCCAUAUCAAUUGCAUCUAGUUAAUAAUAAAUAGAGACUCUAAAAAGCGGCUUUACAUUAAAGCACUAAUAGUGAUUUGAUAAAAAAUAAAAAUUAGUACCAUGCUCGUAACAAAUUAGUAAUGACAUGACUAGAUUGUUUUGUGGGUUUUCUGGUUAAAAUAAAAUUCACUAAAAUGGGAUUCUCUGCAUUUGGUAUCUGGCAGUAGAAUUAUGCUGAUAAAAUCUAGUAUUUUACCCAGACUGUGUUAUUUACUCUUUACUCUUUGCUUAGUCUAUGCCUAUUCAUAUCCCAGAUAACCAACUUAGAGAACAGGACAAGGUGAUAUCUCCAUUCAUUUGGAAUGGUAAAGAGAUAUAAAAACUUGUAAUUGUCAAAACACAGUGGUUGGAUGGCCCCGGUAACAGAUAAGACCAAUGAUGCUCUGAUGCAAUCAAGAAUAUGAAGCCAAAUGGGAAGUCACGAAACUGUCAUUGUUGAACAAUCCUAUACUGAAUUAGCUUGGAUGCACACUUUUAACUAAAUAACAUGAUAUGUAGAGUCAGUUUUUUAUAGAAGGUCGGCUCAGUUUAGCAAAACAGUUUAACAUUCAGAAGGAAAUUGGAAUUGUAACGUGGCCAAUUCAUGACCCAGACUUCAGGCCAGCUACUAAUGACGAAGGUUUCAAACAAUGGGUGAAAAAAGCAGUAACAGUAAUGUGUCUGCUGAUUAACAAUCUGAAACUCAUAGAGUUCAAAACUAUGUCAGAAAGGUAUGGCCUUGCUUAAUGGGAUUUUUGAAUGGUAUCUCCAACUCUGACAGUAGUUUGAUAAAAUAUUAAAGGAAAUACGGUAAAUGACAAACCUAUCAGGCAUUACACAAAUAUUUAUCAGACCUUAUAAAACAAAAUUGUACAGAAAGAUGACUGGUGAAUUACACAAGAACAUAGUUGGAUUAAGGGAAACUCAACAAAUGAUAUUAAGAUAAAAUGGAAAAAAAAUAAAAUAAAGAACAGUUAUUUUUCCUGAAGAAUGGACAAAUAUUACUUUGACACAAAUCACUACCACAGCUUCUCAAUCAUGAAGGGAAUUUUCAUCGAGAACAAAAAAACUUUCAAACAUUCAAUUUUUUAUAACUCCAAAACCAAAGCCUAGACAGCCCAAAGCAUGGCAGAAAUGUUACAGAGGAUUUGGUCAGUGUAUGGGGAUCGUACACACAUGUUCUGGGACUGCCUUGUUCAAAAACCCUCCGGGAGCAGUGUUCACAAAAGAGUUAGAAAAGAUUUGUGCUAGAUUAAAUUUAUCUGCUAGUCCUUCUACUUAGACGGACAAGACAAAUUCAAAUGGCUCUGCAGAGACCUGCCAACUAUUAAACAGUGGACUAACACAGUUGUAUGGAAAAUAUGUCUUACAGUACUGCAGAGGGAAAAAUUUGACUCUUUAUGGGAAGAAUCGGACACAUAUGUCAUACAAAAAGGUAGUAACCCGAUAAACUGGAUAAACCUCUGUAAACAGAAACAAUGAUUUAUAGCAUAUUAUUAUGGUCUGAUGAUCCAGUUGUAUUCCCCUCAAGUUGUUACUGUUAUUACUGUUGAUACCUGGCUUUAUAUAUGAUGACAAUCACCCAAAUUUAUCCCUUUGUUAUCUUAUAUGUUAGUAACUACUACUUUUUAUUAUUUAUAUUUUUCCAUACUUUUAUUUUAUUUUUCUCAUCAUAACCCCCUCUUUCUAUUAUGAUAGAGUUAUAAUGAUUAUUUUUCAUUGUGUUACUAUACAAUAUGCAUAUACUGUUAGGGUACUUAUUCUCUGCCACACUGUGAUUUUGCAUUCAGUUAACAAAAUCCAAAAAAUAAAGCAUGAAAAAAAGAAAAAGGUUCUGCAAUAUUUGAAGGUAUCAGCAGCCACAGAGCAGGGGAUUAUUCACACUUCACUUAUUCUCUGUGUAAUAACAGUUUGAGCAUUUUAUUCAUUUUUUAUUUCAACCUUUAUUUAACCUGGUUUGUCUCAUUGAGAGCCAAGAUGUCUUUUGCAAAAGAGACCUGGCCAAGAAUUACAGCAGAUAAAAAAUGUACACAUAACAUUACGCAUAAUCAAUCAUGAUACAAAUAACAAUUCAAAUACAACUGAGUUCUACAAUCAAUGUUAAAGUCAGUUUAAAGACAGUCAUUGUUGAAGGGUGUUAUAAUUUUUUUUCAAAAAUGAACUGAUCUGAUUGGUAUAAUUGUUUUUAGUUGUAAAUAUUAAGCCAUGUCUCAUGCUUUUUUUGAUGUAACAAGAUCAACUGAGCAAAAAGCAAUGACUCAAGCAGAAUGCAGGGAGCCGUUAGAGCCUUCUCCUUUUAUCAUUCCUUGAUAUCUGAUCUUCCUAAUGUAGUUUCUUUUGUGUAGGUAUGGAGGUCCAGCGUCCAAAAUGUCAGGUGUCCAGUGAGGUGGAAGGUGAGGGCUUGUCCAGUAGUGCUGGCACUGCAGACAGCCCAGACCUCUAUGUAAAAAGCACAGGCUCUGAUGAACCCUCCUAUGAUGCUGCCACACCGGACCUCAGUCCCCCUUCUUCCUCUCCACCCCACACUCCUACUCCCCCAGCCCGACCAACACAGCGGAGCAAGAGUGCUCGCUUCCACCGACAGAGUGCUGUGGAUCACACUGACAAGGGGAAGGAUGUGGGAGAAAGGGCUGAAAAAAGAGGGGAAGUGGGGCAAAUCCAGGUGAUGAUGGAGGGAGGAAGUGGGGGAGGUGAAGGAGUAGGAAAGGGGGAGUACCCCCAGGUGAACACCUGGAAUGAGGAUAAGAGAAGAGGGAUGCUUUCAAAAACAGGUGGCCGAGGAGCAAACCAGACCAAUGGCCACAAGCACAGCUCCUCCAAUCACAGACAGACCAGGGAGCAUGGACCAUCCAAUCACAGACAGACCCGAAGGGACAAGUGGGUAGAGUCUUCCUCAUCUGCCUCUUGGACGUCAGGGCACAGGAGUAUGCAUGGCAGAGGAGGCCGGCUACUAGAGCAGGAUGAGGAAAAGAUUAGCAAUUAUGAAAUGGAGAUGAAACCUUUACAGCCCAGAGACUCCACUACCCACAGGCUGCACGGGCACGGGGAAGAGAGGCAUGGGCACAGUCAUUUUCAAGGUGAGGGGCGAGUGCACACUGUGCAACGACAGAGGCACAAGAACCGAGAUGGAAAGGAGAGGAGGGAAGGAAGAGAGGGACGAGAGGCAGGCAAAGAAUCAGUGCACAAGCUGGAUAGAACAGUGGAAAAGAUGGAGUCACGGCCUCUUCGACGGGACCUCACACUAUCCCCUCCUCUGAGGUCCUCCCCAAUCACACCAGAGCAGCAGGACCUCAGCCUACUGCAGAGAAAAAGCAACUCGGUAAGAAUCAUAAUGACAAUUUGACAAUUUCAAGUCUGUAAUACACUAACAUGAUAUCAUGAUGCGGAUGUUCUCCUCAAAGGGAUUUGUCAGUGAAUUUUAUUUGCUUUGUCUGGUCAGAAAAAAGGAAGUCAAAUGAACAACUUUAGUUAGAACUAGGAGUAUGACAACAAAACCUGCUCUUUAACAACAGCAGACAAGCAAGCCUCUCAGCACUGACCUGAUACAUCAAAGGUCUAAGUCUUCAUCGUUGUAUUACUAGGGUUAACUUUUGAAAGUUAAGAAGCCAUAUUUAUGAACUUUAAAACUCACAGUAGCAGGGAAGUGUACAUUUGUCUGAAUCGUGUCAUUGUGUCAACACUAAAAAUACACAUCAGGAGUGGUAAAAAAACAAAAAAAACAUUAAAAUUAUAAUGUUCCAUACAACAUUUUAAAAAGUUCAGCCCCUGCAGCAUGUUCAAGCUUCAGUUAUGAAAUUUGGUAGGUUUCAUGAGUUUACUCUUCCUGCUCAAAUCACUUAAUUUUUUUUUUACUGAAAUAGGCGUGACAGUUAAGAAAUAUUCAAAUUUGACGGAGCACGGCUAGGGUAGAUCAAAAUCACAUCUUGAGAAAGGAGAUUGGUGGUAAUCAACUUUGUGUACCUUGAUGGUUGGCACUUAAUGUCAUUGCCAUGAUGAUGGGUUUACUUGCCAUGAUUAGGAGCACAGAUUUUAGGGGGUUAAGAUCAUAGACUGUUUUUCUAUGGUCAAGAUACUUGUACUCAUCAAAUGUGGUAGAUUUUAAUUCAAAAAUUUGAUAUGAGUUUUAGAAGCUUUAAAUUGAAACUCAAAUUCACUAUGGAGGACAAAAAGAGACAGAGUGAAAUAUACAAUUACAUCUUUGAAUUCAUACUUAAAUAUGUCAUAAAUUAAUUAAAAAGAUAAUUAGAUAAAUAAAUGUUCAAAAAUGUGUCAUUAAUUAAUUAAAAUACCAGUUCAUUCAAUGUAAACCUAUAUAUAAUUAUUUCACUAUAAAAUCAAUUAUUUCGUGGAUUUUUGUUGCAGUGUGUCAUGAAUUUAUUUUAUCUGUCAAACUCACCCAUCAAAGUCAGUAGGCAGGACUAAUGCUGAGCUGGUGUGAUCCAUUACUUUGGUCUGAAGCCUGAAGUCUUACAAAACAUAACGUCUACAGAGGAUAUCCUCCAGUGUAUGUGGAAGCCUUCGUCCACCAGUUCUGAGUCUGCACCAAAGGUCGCAAAGGUAGAUGCUCGUGAGUGCCUGUGCACUGUACCCAUGUGGGCCUAUCUUUCUUCCUCUCUCAUUGCAGAGUGUGUGUGUGUGUGUGUGUGUGUGUGUGUGUGUGUGUGUGUGUGUGUGUGUGUCAGGCAGGCAGGCAGGCACAGAUGGAAACUAACACUUAGGAUGGAAAGAAACAUUCCUGCAUAUCUCUUGAGCAUUUUCAGUUCGUAUUAUGCUCUGUUCAUUGAUACUGUCCUGCCUAAACAAAAGGAUAACAGUUCUACUUUACACUGGGGUGGCAUGAGAUUUUAUGCACUAUUGAAAGGUGACUGAAAAAAAGAGAAAUGCUGACCUAGAACAUGUAAUGUGUAAAACAGCGGAGUUAAGUGAAAUUUUUGGAGUUAUUCCCGCACUCUCUGACCAAGAAAUUCACCGUAGAGUGGCUGCAUCAAUCCAGUAUCUGCAGUCGAUCUGUCUGGACUUGAUGUGCCAGGUAACCAGUCAGGUGUUAGGAUGCGCCAGCUGACUUUUAUGGGUGAGUUUGACAUUAAAAAAAAUCAUUAAGCACUGCAACACAGGUCCAUGAAAUAAUUAAUUCAAUCGUGAAAUCAUUAUAUAUAUUUUUAUAUGUUUUUUACAUUGACUGAAAUGGUAUUUUAAUAAAUUAAUGACACCUUUAAUGACACAUUUAUUUAUUUAAUUCCCAUUUUAAUUAAUUAAUGACAUUUAAUGACACAUUUAUCUGUUUGAUUCCCAUUUUGAUUAAUUAAUGACAUAUUUUAGUAUUUAUUUAAAGAUGUAUUUUUAUGUUUUAUUCUGUCUCUUUUUGUCCUCCAUAAUUCACCAGUUCCCAGUAGUCAUGGGUGGUUGGUCCUAAUAUCAAUGGGACAGCAGCUGUAUGGUGCUUUGUCAUAUCUUCUAUGUCAGAGCUACACAUUGAUUUGUCUAAAAGGAUUUGUUGCUCACUUUUAUGAGGAUAGUGACAUAACACAAUGUUAUUCCACAUAUUAAAGUAAUCCAGGGGAAAGGCACAAGGGUUAACCUGGUGAAAUAAAGAAAGAUAUUUUUGCAUUAUGAGCAAGCAGGGAGGAUUAUGCUGUUUUAAUAUCAUUUUUUGGCCACAUCUUGUCUCAGGCUGGUUGACUGCCCCAACCACGCUAAUCCUGGAUGAUAAUGUGGUCCCAGCCGUUGGAAAUGAAACCAUCAGGCUAGCACUGAGCACAUCAUGAUCAUACACGCGCACAGACACACACACACGCACACCCACACACACACACACACACACACACACACACACACACACACACACACACACACACACACACACACACACACACACACACACGGACAUACAUUUCUUCCUCUGUCUUUCUCAGUCUUAACUUGUGUGCAAACUGUUAAAUGCAAGGUCAAGUCCCAACAAUAAUUUAUCUCUAUCUGCAGCAUUGGGUAAUCAGUAAGUGAUUAUGGUUGUUAAGUUGUUUCCAAUCUGCUACUUGCUGUUAGUCACACCCCCCGCGUGCGCACACACACGCGCGCGUACACAAUGCCUGUCUCUCUCUGUAUCUUAACCUGUGUACAAACUGUUCAAUGUUGUGCCGAGCCCUACAGAGAAGUCUCACUGUUGUCUCCAGCAGUAGGUUGACUCUUGUGCAGUGAAUGAAUACAGUUGUUUAUUCGUUAAGAAUUCCCCCCCCCACACACACACACACACACACAACACACACAUGCACACACAAACGCACACAUUUAGAACCCCAGCAGUCCUAUCUGCACCUUAGUAACAGCAGACUUGCAAACUAGCUUCAACCUCACAGAAGGCCCCCUAUUGGUUAACCAGAGCUCUGUUGCUAGGGAACAGCUUAUGCCUUGCUUCAGUGGUAGCCAAUCAGUGGAUCAGUGGGAAAGUGUCAGUGACAUGGGGGUGGAGGGUGGUUGGAAGCAGGGUGUGUAUUCACAGCAUACACAGAUACUACCAACCCUCACACUCAGAUGGAUACACAAAGACAAUGCUGCUCUGAACACAUAGAUACAUUAAGCCAAACACACGGUCAUCUUUUUACCUACUACUUUUGCCUUUUUUAUAGUGAUUUUUUUACUGCAUUCUAUAUACACCUGUACCAAAAUAGACCUGAACCUAGGAAUUUCACCUUUUAUUUGAUCUAAUACCAUGUUGUUGUCAUUCCAGUUUUAGUUGAUGGGGGCUAUGAAGGCUCCUGCUGUCAGUCGAUUCCUGUUUAACAGGUGUUUUUACUGUAACCACAAGCUUUUGGGCGAAGAGAUUCAUUUUGUUCCAUGAUACUCGCUGGUUAAUGUCGUUGCCUGAACACCAAUAAAAAAAACUGAUAAAGCCUAAACUAUAAGUAAAAAAUAUAUGAGUCAUCUUUGCUCUCUCUGCGUAAGAGAUUAUUGAUUAAUAAAGGAUCUUUAUCAGAAAGACAUUUGACUACAACAAGGAAAAUAGGGAAAGUACAGUAUGUUGAAAUCAACAAAAAUUAGUAUAUCUAAGAGACUUUAGGCCAAUGUCAGUGCAAAGCAUUAUGUCCAUUAAGUCUUGUCACACAGAUGAAGGAGCUUUUGGCUGGUUUGCUUUCUGGGUAUUUUGCUGUCUGGGUAUUUUUGCCGUAUUUGAGAUGAUAAAAAAGGCAGUAGUGGUAAUAGUUUCAUGUCAGCAUUAAUCCUUAGAAGAUAAUCUAAAGACGAAGAUUUUUAACUCUGAGCCUGUGUUUUUUGUUCUUUUUUUUUUUUUUUUUUUUUUUUUGUCAAAAUUUCUGUCACAGUCUCAGUGGUUGCUUUUGUAAUCAGAAUUAUUACAAUUUACUUCUUAUGGAGUGACCAGGCGAUAAAUGUUUCAAUCAGGAGGAGGAAAAAAGGAUUUGUAUUAUAUCAGAGUAGAAAAUAUGACCUGAAAUUUUGGGUCAGAGUGAUCAAACAAUUUCUCUCAAUUUAAUUCAGGUAAUUUUAGGAAGAUCGGAUGUUGGAUUUUAGAAUAUAACCUAUUUGAAAUAUAUAAAGGACACUUUCCAUAAUGGGCUACUGUUUUGUGAGUUAAGAAAAAAUUUCCUGACUGGUAUUCACUCAGAUUGAUAGGACACCACCCCACAAUGUGAACCAGGCAGUAACAAUGAUAUCUGAAGUAUUAUUCUGUCUCCACAGACUAAUUUUGUCUAGGCCAAAAAAGGCCUCCUUUCCAUCAGUGUGAAUUUGUCAAACAUUGUUCAAUUCAGUUUUUGUCAAAGCUUUCAGAAAUUUAAAGUAAUAAAAUUAAAGUAAUAAAAUUCAUAAUUUUAUCUUUGUAUCUGAUGAGGAUUGAGUCAAGAAUCUGUCAGAGCAUCUAGGUUUUCAUUUUAGUCUAAUUUUCGUCAGACAAAACUUUCUCAGAUGAUCGUUUUUAAAGACAGCUAUUUCUCCUCGAUGUAAAAAUUCCAGUGUGAAGACAGAAUACCUGAAUAUAUUUGGUCACCUUGGCUGAAAAUGUGUUUCUAACUUAGACUUCCCACUAAAAAACUGAAUGCCUAAAAUUUGUUUUGAAGUUCCUCUUCACUACGUAGAUGAACAUAUAACUGAACCCCUUUGGUGUUAGCUGAAGGACUCAGGGUCUGAAUAUGAGUCUGGAGAACUCAUACAUCAGAUUUGAGGAGAAGGUGGUAGACAUGUACCAAAAUGCAGCUUUGCCUUGAGUGUUCCUCCUGUAGAUCUUGUUUUGUUUGUUCUGGCAUUCACAAAGUUUUAAUUGUCUGGUGAAAGUAAGUAAAGCUUUCACCAUUUUGUUGGAUGAAACUGCAAUUACAGACAUAAGUUGGUCUUCUUUGAGUCAUGGAAAAUUUGCAAGGUUGCUGCGAGUGGAUCUCAUGUAUUUACCUAUGUCAAAUUUGAGAAAUUCCCAGUAUUGACAAUAUUUAAUUUGGCUUGAGCGCUUCAUCCAGCAAGUUUUGAUUAAAUAGAGAUAUCUUUACCACAGUUUGAUGUAAAAGAUGACUACUAUCAAGUUGCCAACAUAGAACUCUAUAAGGAAUAUUUGACACAGGAUAGAGAGAUUUCACCAAAAAUUGUCUAAGAAAUGUAUUAUUGCAUCAUUUGCAUCAUCAACUUUAAGACUUGGUAAUUAAAGGAUUGGCCUAUUAUCAAUAUUAUUUUUAAUCAUUUGUAUGAAAGGCAUUGGAAUAUUCUGUGUGACUAAUAAUAUAUAAUUUACUUUCGAGAUCUUGAGGUUAUGUUUGGUAUUAAAACCGUCCAGUUGAAGCAUAUUUCAGUUUUCAUCCAAAAGAUGUAAAAUUCGGCAUAUUCUUCAUACUCCAUGAAUGAAGACUUACUCCCACUUAACAUUACCCUAGUAUUUCAGAUGGGUAAAUCUUGGGGACUAAAAUUAUAUUUAGUAAUCAGUGUGAAAGGACUUGAUGAAAGGCUGAGAGUUUCAUGUAGUGUUCACACCAAGCACCAAGAGUUAAAUCAUCAGGGGAUUACAUGUAAAGUUAACGUUAGACGCGCAUUCUACUUAGGUGGUGUGAGUUGCAUGAACUGAGCAGACAAUUCAUGCAAAUUAAGUGACUAAAUACACAACAUUAGCUGUUGAGCAAUCUUGACCUAGAGGGCAGUCAGAUGCUUGUUUUUUAACAGAGCAAUCUGAUUCUUCAAUCUUAACACUUCUUCAAAAAUAUUCUAUCGUUAUUAUCAUCAUUGUUAUUGUUAUGAUUUUAAUUUACAGCAUUUUCUUCACAGAGAAACACAAUCAGUAAAUAUUGCUGUAAAAUUCCAUGACAGCUAUUAUCAGACUCUUUUUUCCUUGUCUGCUUAUUUCUAAAUAACAGAAAUAUGAUUUUUUUAUUAUUCUUGUAUUGAGUUAUUAAAUGUUUCAUUGUUUUCCAAAGUAUUUUUCUAAUGUCAUUUCAGUAUUUUUCUUUUUUUUUUUUUUUAGAAAACUGUAAUAAUCUUUAGAUUUCUAAGGGCCAACACACUGGGGCACUAUUGUUAUACUAUGGAUUUUUUCUUAUUUCUUUUACGGACAAAUUUUAAUUCGCUACUAGUCCUACAGCUUGAAGAGUUGUAUGACGGGUUAUAUAUCAAAACGUGCGUUUUGAUUGGGAUCAGUAUGCUAUUACUUUUUCUAUUGUCUAGAAAAUAGUACCGAGAUGCUUUUGACUGGACAUCUAUGAAAGCAUAUGGCAACCCCUACAGAGCAAUUUGUACAAUGACUGAAAAUACUUUUGUCACCCCGUUGUUAAGUCCAAAACUUGACCUGAUGACCUGAGAACUCAUUAUGGCCCUCAUUUAUCAAGCUUGCAUACGGCAGAAAACUUGCGUACACCUUGCGUACGACAAUUUUGAGGUGAGGAUCGGCAUUUAUCAAUCUGCACGUGAGCGUACGCUACGACCAAAUCUCACGACAGGUCUGACAUUGUGUAUGCAAGUUUGAGUCAGUGUUGAUCUGUGGUGCAACAAAUAUCUGUCUCAAAAUCAUUGAUAAAAACACCUCAAACCUGUCAUUAAGCACAAUCAGCCAGAUUUCAUUAAAGGUUAAGACGUAAAUAAGAUAAAAUGAAGUUGUUAUGUCCUUAGUGAACAGGCCUAUUUGAUAACUGCCCAGAAACACUGCCACAGAGCAGGAGCGCCGUUUUAACAUUACGCACACCCGCACACGCGCCACUGUGGAGCGCUGCGUUUGACUCCUAAAAGGCAGGUGUCUCUGUCUUGGCCCAGCAGCGGGGACCUUGAUGUACGCUCCUGAAAGGGUGUGGGACAUCAUUUGGGCCAGUACAGUUUUGCACAAUGUUGUACUGGCAAAUGGAGUGCCGUUGGCUGUGCCGGUCCAACGUGAGGACGUGAUGCCCGGAGAACAAUAACGAGGAGAGACUCCACAAAGGUGCUGUACAGAGGAGACAGGACCUUAUCAAUAGAUUCUGACCAUAGACUGUAUAAAGAAUGGACAGAGUCUGCCUCCUCGCUGGGUGAAGCCACUCCGAGAACAGCACCCUCUGUUGAUGGGCUGCAGUAUAGGUCAUAAAUCCCGCCUCCGCCAGCAAAGCUUAUGGGGCUGUGGACAAACUUUAGAAAUUUAUUACAAAGAACAUACAUUUUUCUCCCCCCUGCUUGUGAUGUUGACAUGUAGUUACUGUCAGACUGGUUUGUGCUCAAGUCUUCUUCUUUUCUGUGAAGCUCCGUUUUUAAAAGUUAUUAGCGGGUUCAUGUUUUCGAUGAUUGACACCUGGUACAGCCUAUGGGCACUCAGGGAUUGCGUAGCUCAUCUAGGGAUACGCUGUUUGAGCCGAGCGUCAUCACAGCGACUCUCUGCAACUGCGCGGCCGAAUGCGUGCAUUGCUACUGCACAGCGCUGGUUUCAGGAAAUGAAGAAAAAUCCUGGAAAUACCGAGAGCUUUUUGGCUUCAAAUCCGUAUACAGGCGCUGUUUCUACGAUCUCUGUUGAAAAAGGGAAUGCAUAUUAAUUCAUUAACACAUAUACAGUAUCAAUAGGUUCAGAACAGAGACAGAGAGGAGUGUUCGCAGAUAAAUGAGGUAAAUGAAGUGUAAAUGAAGAGUUUUUAGCUGUUACUAAACAUUUUAAGUUGGAAGCAGUUCCACUGUGCUGUAAAAAAUGAAUGGGUGACAUCGCCAAUGCUACAUCCAGUAGCAAUCUGUUCAAUCCAUUCAAAUAACAGCUCAGAUUAGUGGCAACAAGUUUUAUACUCAGUGGCCCUCAUUUAUCAAGCUUGCGCAGAUCUGAGCGCAGGAUUCAUCGUACGAUAGGACACACGUGAGAUUUAUGAAAGGGUUUGUAUCUGACCAAUCCCAGCGUACGUAUGAUCAGGUCUUGAUAAAUGCGGCAACUGAAAUUGAUCGUCAUUAACAUGUUUACGCCCUUAAAUAUUCGUGGUUCAGAAGCCUCGCCCACUGAGGUUAAACAUGAAAGAGGAAAAAUAUUAGAAAGAUUAGAAACUUUCUCGAGCUGAAAGUGGAUAUCCUCACAUCUGUGGUGGAAACUAACAAGGAUUUUCUCUUUGGAAACAUCAAAAGUGGUAUAAAAGCAGUUCAGAAAACUCCCGUCUGGAGCAGGAUUAUGGAGGUGCUGAACAGCGCUGCUGCGGAAUAGUGAACAGUGGCUGAAGUUUGAAUAAAUCAUUAGUCAAUAAGUUGCUCAUGAUGAUGAAUUAAUAUCUCAUACAUGCCACAUAUUUGUUUAUUGCCAUGACAUAGGGUAGAUUGCUCCAACGGCACUCCUUUCGCCAGUGCAACAUUGUGCAAAACUGAACUGGCUAAAAUGAUGUCCCACACUCUUUCAGGAGUGUACAACAACGUCCCCGCUGCUGGGCCAAGACAGAGACACCUGCCUUUUAGGAGUCAAAUGCAGCGCUCCACAGUGGUGCGUGUGUGCGUAAUGUUGAAACAGCGCUCCUGCUCUGUAGCAGUGUUUCUGAGCAGUUAUCAAAUAGGCCUGUUCACUAAGGACAUAACAACUUCAUUUUAUUUUGUUUAAUCUUAUUUACGUCAUAAUCUUUAAUGAAAUCUGUCUGAUUGUGCUAAAUGACAGGUUUAAGGUUUGUGUAUCAGUUAUUUUGAGACAGACAUUUGCUGCACCGCAAAUCCACACUGACUCAAACUUGCGUACACGAUGUCAGACCUGUCGUGAGAUUUGGUCGUAGCGUACGCUCACGUGCAGAUUGAUAAAUGCCGAUCCUCACGUCAAAAUUGUCAUACGCAAGGUGUACGCAAGUUUUCUGCCGUACGCAAACUUGAUAAAUGAGGGCCAGUGUGUUUUGACAAAUACAGAUACUUAAUAAUAAUGUCUUUAAUACAAUAAUGAAAUCCUUAUGAAACACAAUGAAUUGAUUUGUGUUCCACUAACAGACCCAAUGUCAGCUGUCAUCACAGGAGAUCAUGGAAAGCCCUUGGGUUUUUCAAAUAGCUUCAAUUAUGUAAAAAUACCACCAUAGUAGUUUUUUCUUCUUGUUUUACACUGAUUGUUGUUUUAUUGUGAGGAGGAAUUGUUAUCAAAAUUGAGAGAGGGCAUAUUUAUUGACUUUUCCCAAUGUGAUGGGGACAACUGAUCAAGCAUAGAAUUCUCAUGAUGAUAUUUUUUUAUGUGCUGAACACAUAUUAAACGUAUCAGAGUUCCUCUGGGAUCAAUUUGACCUCAAGCUGUUUCAGCUGUGUAAAACUUGUUUGUCUGUGCGUUUGACCUAACAUCCCCACACCUGCGGGUGCAGAGUUGAUACUUUUGAGUUGUUACAUAACAGGGAGAUGGUGAAAACUACUAUUCUCUUAAGAACUUUGCUUUUCCUUGUGGUGUGGGCAUGUGGGAAACAACUUGACUUGUGAACUCCUGCCAAAAUAAGAAAGCCAGUGUAGGCUUGUGAGUUGAUGACAUCCAAGUCUUUCCAACUACACAUGCCUCUAAAAUGGUCAUCUCAAGUAAAAUAUCUUUAAUUGAUGGGGAUACAAAGAGCUCAGAUAGUGAACAUGCUGCUAUGAGUGUGUCUGGUGGGACACACUCAUAGCAGCAUGUCUACCUUGUCGUUGAAGUGAGUAAAGGGACCAUAAUUUUUGGUAGAGGAAGAAACAAUAUUCUCAUAAGAACUCUCCUGUACCAUGGGCACAUGAAGCUGUGCGCGCGCGCGCGCGCGUGUGUGUGUGUGUGUGUGUGUGUGUGUGUGUGUGUGUGUCUGUGUGUGUUUGUGUAUGAGUGACCUAAUGUACUGUACUCACAAAUACUGAAGUAGGACUGUAGAGGGUGUUGUAUUCCCUCAAGAACAUGGGUAGUUCAUGCAAAAUAAUCAAUAUAGUUCAUUCUGUGAGAGUCAUGUUUGUGCACCCCAGAUUAGGAAAGAUUUCGAUGAAAUAUUUUCAAGAUAAACAAACUCUAAAACUGAAAGUUUGACCUGAUGGUGGCGCUACAAGAAAGGUCAUAUCACCAAAACCAGUGGGGCAUAUCCUCUUGUGGUCAUUCAGGUUGUCAGUAAAUUUGAAAAGAUUUGUGUGUAAACUUUUCAAGAUACAUUAAUUCUACUUUAUAAGUUUGGCCUAUUGGUGGUGAUAGAGAACAGGUCAACUCACUGAUAGGUUUUCUUUAAUAAUGUUUAUAGUUUGUUUAUGUAUGUAUGCAACAAAUAAACAGAGGGCCUUACACAAAAUCUUCGUCAACACUUGCAUAAUUUCUGGAGGCAAAUAUACCUGUGGUCAGAUUGACUUCAGGGGUAAAAUAUGCAAGUAAUAUAUGAGGAUAAAAGGAGGGUUAAAAAAAAUUGGUGGCUUUCUGUAAUGGUUCAACAACAACAGAUUCUUACCAGCCUCCUUGUGGGACAAAUAAUCAUUAAUCUAAAAAUUUAUUGUCAUAGUUAUCUGAAGACCUUAGUCUGCAUUUUGUAGAAAAAAAAUCCCAUUAACCUUAAUAUGCAUAUCAUUUUAGUAUGGGGGAACUUAUAUUGAUAUUUGUGUCCUCAUUCGACCCUCCUCCUUUUUGAGGCUUUUUAGAUGAUACACAUUUAAACACACAUCACAACUUUUCACAUUGUUACUACUAUCACAACUGCAAAUGAUUUAAAAAACUGUGUAUUGGUUGGCAUUUUUUUGGAAGCAGUCACCAGCUCUGCUGCAACCACCUAGAUUUCAUGAUAGGAUUUUGUUCCACUUUUACCUAUCAGGGAGGGUCUGGGCCCACAAGCUCUUCAGGCCUCUCUCAAAUCUGUGCCUGCGAACAAUCAGAAUUGCCCACAGCCCAAAAACAACCCAGGACAGAAACUAGUCUUGCCUCUCCCUCUCAAGAACAAUAAAGAUCUAUUGUCAUCUUAAUGAUAACCCACUGAUUUGUUAAAUGCUUGGAUGAAAAUGUCCCUGGUUUGUCUUCAGCUGGGUCUGAUUGCCAAAUCCCUGAGGACAUAGAGAUUUUGCAAUCAGACUCAAGUUUUAAACACAGCUGGAUUAUAAACAGGGAAAGAAGAGGCCUAUUUAUGGAGGAUUGUUGGGCAGAAACAUUCCUAGCAGCUUUUACAUCCUGUAUCAAUGUAUAGUCUUUUCUUGUGAUGCUUUUAUCAGUGUCUCUAAAUCAAAACAGUGAUUUGUAGAAUUUUUUAAGGAGUUAUUUUUCUUCAAACAAAAUGUCCUUUACACUUUUCUUAGAUAGGCCACAAAUAUCACAUUGCUGAAAAGAUUGAUUGCUGAAGGUCUCAGGGUGGAGUAAAAAACACGGGCUCUCUUCUUUCCUAACUUUGUCAGUUGGCUUCCCUGUGCAAUCAACACUGGUCUGUAUUAUUUGGGCCCAAGCACCAAAAGGGAUGCAAUAGCCUUAUUGUAUCCCAAAACUUUAUCAUUGUUAAUGUUUGCCUUCUAUCCAACAAAAUGCUUAUUUCAGUAUGGAGCUAAACAAUUUGCUAACUCAUGAAUACACCACAAACAUGUAGAUCCCCAAAUGCAUAAAUAAACCUACAGGUACAUGUGCAGAUCCAGAUACAGGUCCAUAAACCUGUAUGCAGGUUCAUAUGUAAAUGUACACACAGCUAUUUGUGUCUGACAACUCAUCAGGAAUAGCUGAGGUGAGCUUUUCAACUGGCAGUCAGUUUACGUGGCUUCCACUAUACUAUUACAUACAACAUCUACAGUUUCUUAGAUUUUUUUUUUCAGUUUAAUAUGUUGUCUUUGUCCUUAAACAAUCAAUGGUUGAAAUGAUUUUCCAGUGUAUUUAAUCCACCUUUCCAUCUAUGUGUUUAAUUGGUUAUUUUUUCAUUUUUUUGUCGGCUUUUAAUGAUUUGGCUAUGCCAUUCGUUUAACUUUACAUCUAUGUUUAAUAGGUUAUAUUGUCACAGAGUCUUUAUAAACUUUUAGACUGUGAGAUUUCUUUAAGGAGCCAAAGAACUGGACUCCGUAAAAGUAUGACUUACCUCAAAAAUGAGCGCAUCAAGAUGACUAAUAGCCGAAAUGACAGUUUAUUGUUUAAAGUGUAAAAUCCUUGUAGCUACAAAAUAAUAAAUAAAUCAAUAAAUGAAAAUAUUAAAAUUGCUUACUACAGUUUUUCUGAGCACUACCACCAAUAAAAGUGAAUUUUGUUUUUCCAACUUUCAUGUUGGAAAAAGCAGUAAAAUCUGUGUGAAACAAACCACUUUUGAUCUGUCGUUAUAACUUCAGGUGGAUGUUAAGUAUUGUACUACAUUUACCUGAUUUUAAAUCACUUUAACUGCGUGUUAUGACUUAAAAUAUCAACAAAAUUGUGUCUCUAAGAAUACAUGUUUGCAAUUUUACAUCACGUUAAUAGUAAAGGGGUGAAUGUAAAUUACUAAGUACUGGCAGUAUGGUAGUUUCAACCAUGUUUAGUUUCAAUUGUACAAAAAGCUCCUUGUUUGUGGGCUUUAUGUGACUGCAUUUUUUUUUUUAUUAACACUGCCCCUUCUCUCCUCUUCCUCUCUUCUUCUCUCUCUCUCCUACGCAGGCCUACAGCUCAAUCCUGGUUGUCAUGGUGAUUCUGCUCAACAUUGGAGUGGCUAUUUUAUUUAUUCACUUUUUUAUUUAAAGACAGCACCCUUUUCAGAGUCAGCCUAUCCACACUACAACAAGAAGAAUAAGUCUGAGUUACACCAAUAUGCUGCCUCUCUGUGUUUUGGGCCGAUUGAAAAAUAGAGCCAUUGGGGCUCUGCCAUCAUGUGGGCUAAAGGUAACUAAGCCAGGCUAACAUCUGCUAAACUUCAUUCUCUUUGUUGAAGAAUUGAGUACAGAGUCCAAAGAAAUUAAUAUGAAAGGUUAAAGCAGUCCAGUUUAACAGGACUACGAGGGAGAUAAGAUGGUCUGAGCUUGGACUUGAUAUCAGUUUCUAUUUUUCACAUACUGUAAACUCUUAUGGGCUGAGGUAGUUUGACGACCAGGCCACAAGAGCAGAGCUGGCACCACGACAAAAAAAUCUGCUUCCUUUCUUUGCAGACAAAACUGAAAAGACAGACUUUUUCAUGUUCCAUCAGGUUUUGUCAGAUUUGUAACUUAUAAUUUACUGAUUUAUUGCCAUUUUCUGUCAUGUACAAUAUGUUGAUGGAUAUGUUUUUUUAAUUUAAUUUUGUACCCCUCCUAUUCUAAUUCCUGCCUUUUGGUUCCUGCCCCGGGAAUGUUACUGAUACCUCAAGGUGUACAUUUGAGUGUCUGCGUGUCCUUAAAAGAAUUGGGGGCUUUCUCUCUCUCUCUCUCUCCCUCUCUCUCUCUCUCUUUCUCUCUCAGUCUCUCUCUUUCUUUCCCUCUCUCUUUCACACACACAAACACACACUGGCCCCACUAAUGUUUGUCUCAUCCCACUUUUCAUCUUGAAUUGAGAACCAGAAUGUGUGUGUGUGAAGAAAUGACAGUACAUACUGUACGCAUGUACCUUUGCAUACAUAUUACUAAAGCGUGUAAAUGGUCUUUUGCUACUUGAUCCAGCUGCAAUGUCAGUGUGUGUAUGUAUGUGCAUUUCUGUUUGUUUUUCAGGUAGCCCAGUGGCUUUUCCCACUGUUCAUGAACUAUAGAUCUCAUAGAUCUCAUUAGGAUACAACCACUGCUUGUCCACUUCAAGACACUAGUCUUUGUCGUCCACUCUUUAAUGUUCCACCCUCCCACAUGCCCGUCAGAGGAAGGAUCUUCCUUCUUGGUGGAGUAAAAAGACAGACUGUCUUUGGUCUGUGCUUGCCCUUUUACCAACAGAGGUAUUUAAAGACCAUACUACAUUUACUAAAGCAAAACCUGCAUAUGAAUAUUCGGCUUCACAAACAUCAUGAUAAUGAUAAAUCAGUGUCUAUUACACCAUCCUUCAAAACUUAACCUGAGGACACUGUUUUUUAUAUCCUAUAAAAAGAUUUUUGAAAAGUUAAAGUUUUUUUUUUUUUUUAUAAAAUUGAUAGAAAUACAAAAGGCCAAGGUUAUGUGCAUUAGCCCUGUGAUCAUUUGUUGAACCUGAAAGUAAAAAACAUAAGAGACACGUGUGCAUUUUAAGUUUUGAUGGGGGAAGUGUUUGGACGGACUUGUAUUUGAUGUAUUAAAGUUGACAUAAAACAGCUAAGUCAGAAAUGCUUAAAUGGACUGAUUUUUAUUGAUCUUUCCUGAGUUAAACUAAAGCAAUUGGACCCCUGUGUUUGUAUGAAUGUGAUACUCCAGCAGUUUAAUAGAAAGAAUUAGUUGAAGUGAUUUUGUGAAAAAGUGCAAGUGUGUUUCUUGAGUACAGUAAAGAAGCACAAGGAUUGUUCCCUAUCCUUGGUAUCGAUUACCAAUCCUUGGCCUCCACUCCACCAUUCAAAGAUCCUAAUAUACAGACAGACAAAAGUACAGCCAGAAGUACCAAUCAAUUUUUCUUUUUUUUAUAGAUGUGUGAAGCAGAUGUGUGUACGUGUGUGUGUGUGUGCGUGUGUAUGUGUGCUCAUAAACACUUAUAAGAGUGGGUGAGAGUGUGUGCAUUCCUUAUUUCCACAGGACUAAGAGGGAUGGUUUUGCUUGUUUUCAUCAGUAACAACUUCCGGGGGACAGUGAGGCUAGCUGUCAUUUUUUUUCUUUUUCUGUCAGAUAGGGUUUCUUAAAAUGUUGUUUGGAACUCAAACUCUGUAUUAUGUUUAUUGCUGGUGUUUACCACCAUUAUGACAAGAGAACUGUUUAAUGUGCCUGCAUCCCAGGAGGCCGAACAAGAUACUUUCAUUCAUUUAUUUUGGUCCCAGACUGAAGCCCUAUUUUAUGUCAUCAGCCUGGUGAUGAUGCCCUGCACCAUCCUGUUAGUCUGCAGCAUGCUACAGUAUGCCAAGCUCCUUUUGUGGUCUUUCUUUCUUUCUUUCUUUCUUUCUUUCUUUCUUUCUUUCUUUCUUUCUUUCUAGGAAUUACUCUGUUUUUUGGCUUUUAAGUAAUGUGGAGAAAAAUGAAAGUGUUUGAAAGAAAA